Porites lobata is the source of this 62521-nucleotide messenger RNA. The record is from the annotation of a GenBank genome assembly. Lineage: Eukaryota; Metazoa; Cnidaria; Anthozoa; Scleractinia; Poritidae.
AUGGAUGUGCUGUGUAAGUCGACAUUUUUUUUGUCCUUUUAGUGUUUAUGACGGUGGUUUGUCACUUAUAGAAACACUGGUUAGAAAUCCUGCUAAUGCAUACCAGAGUCGGUCCGAAAGCAUCUUUCAUCUAGCGAUAGUUGAUUACUUUUCCAGUUUGAAAGAGCUGUGGGGAAGUCGAAUUUGGGGGUUACACAUGGAGUACCAGUGUUGUAGACCGCGUUCCCCAAGAACCCAUAGCAAUCAGUUCAGCGUUCGUUGGUGAAGUGACAGCGAACACAACAGAAACAUUAACGUAUCCAUCACGUUCCUAGCAGUCUACAGGAGCGACAGUAGAACCUAUGAUUUAAUCGUCCUCAAUGAAAAGAGCGAGAUUGAUCACAGAUCAAUGGAUAUAGAAGAACAGUGUGACGGCACAUAUUUAUUGUAAUAGAUCGAAUGGGGGUAGGGGGGAACAUUAUUAAAGUGAUACUCUCUUAGUAUUUGUAAAUUAUUUUAUGAUUUUGAAACCGCGUGCAAAGGGUGCAAAGUAAUAGGAAAUGAUGGGGGGUGGGGGUGAAAUUUGCCAGUAAAGGUAGGGUCCCAUAUCUAUUAUCACUCAAUAGGAAUAUAAUUCUCUGGACUAACACAGAACCCUCAUUGAUCAUGGCUUUCUUUGUGUUCUUAUCUACAAUAGGCAAGGUUUGCUAUCAUUAAUUUACAAAAUGUUUAUUGUUAAUAAAAUGUAUGAUUGCAUCUGCAAGCAACAUUUACUUACAAACAAUGGCAUCAAUGAUCUGUGGACUCAACUGCUUUUUUCCAUUUGCACCAGUAAGGUUGGAGCCGAUCAAUUCACUGUUUAAAAAGAAACAGUUCAAUAGGAAGCACGCUGCCCCUGAUGGCGCCUUUUUAGCUAGAGGCCACAUCAAUGCUUGUUUGGUACACAUGCACCCUACUGCCUGCGGUGACAGCUCUACCAUCGGAAAAUAUACAUUGAUGUAAUUUUUUAAUUGACUUUUUUAGCUUUUAUAAUUUUUUUUUCCUAUUCAGCUCAUGUGAUGUUCUCAAGCAAAUUUUUCUUUUGUCUUUUCCUAAAUAAAAUAAUGAGCAUUAUGCACGUGGGCCGCAAAAGUUGAAAAACCAUACUCAAGAGUAACAUCGUUGGUCUGAAUUCGGGAAACAAAAUGUGCAAGCCAAAAAACGUCUUAGAAUUGUAGUCAUGCUUUGAUGUCUGUUAUCUAUUAUUAAUUUAUCAACAAUUUGUUCAAAGCAUUCAAAGGUCAUAGUAUUGAUUGUAUUAGGGACAAAACCAGCAGAGAAAAACAAGCAACGUUAAUUUGCCUGCAAUAAAAAUAAUCGCUGCAGCAAUAAAUUUGGGCAUUAUGUUUAGGGUUCACAUGCAGGCUCAAUUUUCAUGCUGUUAAUGGCUGGCACCUUUGGAAGAACUGUAUUCGUGGAAAAGUAUGACAGACAGCAAAUAUCCAAGUUGCAAACAAUUAUUUCUGCACUUUUGCCUGGGUAACCCAAAUUUUGCUUGGGCAAGUAUAUCAUCAGGAUUACUUGCCCCGGAUGAAAACUUCAAUUAUUUAAAAAUAUAUAUAUGGAAGUAGUAGGGCUUCAGCAAAGAUAAGCCUUGCGAUGGAUUAGGUGGAUUAGGUGGAUUAGGUGCCUAGUCAAUGACUUCACCCAUUGUUAUAACCUACAUACUAAUUUGGAUUAGGUUUAUUAAUGAGCGUCACUCUACUACAAUAGGAACAAUAGGCUUGCCUAGACUUGCCCGGGAUCUUUUAACCCUAAUUGGAUAGUAAACAAUCUAUUAUGAGUUUAGCAUAAAAGCGUGCUUUCCCUUCAGUAUUUCAUUCUCGCAAUCACUUUACUAAGGAAAAAGUCUUACUAUCACCAAUAUUUUUUAAAACAUUGCUCCAAACAUGCAAGUCGAAUCGAGCUGUAAACUUGUCUGACUAUUACAGAACCGUUUUCUCCUUUCUAUCUCGAGGAAAAGAAGUCUUGUCAUUUUCACGCACGGUUAAUCAGUUAAUUAUGCGAGUUCACAAGCCCAAAGUUGAAUACAAAUUAGCUCUACAGCUAGACCCCAGGGAGCAACCUUGACGUAUUGUUAUAAAACAAAUAACUUAACAAGCAUCAAUUAAAACACGCGACUCAUAAUUGCUAGCAAUAAAAAGACAAGAGAGGUAUCGUUUUAAAAAAAUUUAUUAAAAAACAAUGACAAAAAGAGUCAAAUACACAGGAAUGGAAAUUAAUUAAUCUUCAUCUUCGCCCAUGGAGUACUUGUAAGGUUUGAAUUUCUUAUGCCGACGUUUCUUCAGCUGUUUGCCAUGAGAUUUAUGAUCAUCCAAAUAAUUUAGAAAUUGAAUCCGACGCCUUUUGCGCUUCGGGCCUUGUGGUGAUGGGGUUUCUACUGUGGGAGGAGGGUCAGGAAAGCAGGAUUUAAGGGUGGUGGAGGGGUGAGGCUUUCUUUGUCAGCUUUUUGAGAGAUAGCCGCUUGUGUUAAUUCAGGUGUUACAUUAAAGGGGUUGAGGGGAGUCGAGAAUGCUGUCGUUGCUGUCGAAGAAUCUUGUGUCCUUAAUGUUAAGUCUGGAACAGUACUGAUUAUUUCUUCCGGUCGUGUUCUUGUAUUUAAUUGUUCUUUGAAAGCCAGGUAUCUGUUUUGCAACUGAACGUAUCGCUUAGCUUUUUGAUCGUCCCGAAGAUCGUUUCGAGAAAGCACGUCAUCCAUGUUGCCCUGUAUUUCUUGCAUAGCUGGAAGAAGUGGGACAGGCGAAAGAGUUUGCUGCUUCAGAUAUUUUAGGAGCUCUUGAGGAAUAUUUUCUUGAAACCAUGCUUGGUUAAAGCCUUCUUCACUGGCAGGACGUUUGUUCGCAACCGACAAUUAUCUUGGGUAGUAGUUUUCACAUCAAUCAGAAGAUAACCAAAAGGUCUUUUUACAGCCUCUUCGUACUUAUUUAAAAAGAAAUCAGUCUGCCCAGGAUACAUUUGCUUCGCCAGAGUCAAGAUUUGCAAUUUGUCUCGUGAAUUCUUGAAUAACACCAGAUAAUGGCUGUUUAGGCUUAUGCUGCGGCUACCUUUCCCCUGAUGAAAUAGAUUCUGCACGAUAUAAACCACGCUCAGAUUGCGAUGAUGAGAACCACGAGUAAAGAGGUUCACAAUUCGCUUGUCUUUACUGGCGUCAAUCAUCUGAUCAUCAAACACGAUCAAAUUCCGUUUGUUCACAUCAAAAUAGGAAUCUUGCUCCAAAGCCGUAGGAAUUCCCUUGACGAAUUCAAUGUUUGGCAUGGCGACUAACAUUUGUGUAUACGCAGGCUGCCAUUGUGAAUAACACCAAACGAUCCUCUCCGGGGGAGGGUAAAUGGUCUCUGAAGCUUGUUGCAAUAGAGAUCGAACCCAGGCCGUUUUUCCGGACCCGGUCAUUCCGGCAAUCAUGGAGGUGAAAGGAUGCUCGAAGCGAAACCGCUGACAUUUCUGUGAAAAUAUUGGAACUGUUUGAAAUGGGGUGAGACCAGCAUUGCGGUGUUUAGACAUCACGUGCCUUUGCAUACUAUCUUUUCUACUAAAGGAUUUUUCGCAGACAGAACAGAACCAACUCAUGUCAACUCCUCAGGAGCAAAAUGUAGACUGAGAAAGAGGUAGAAUGUUGCGCAUUUAUAUAGGUUUUCAGACCACAAGAUUCUAUUGUUUUCCUCCCCCAAGACCACCACUACCACCACCACCACAUUUCUAUUGUUUUCUUUCCUCCACCACCGCCACCACAUUUCUAUUGUUUUCCCUCCAACACCACCACCACCACCGCCACCACAUUUCUAUUGUUUUCCCUCCACCACCACCACCACCACCACCGCCACCACAUUUCUAUUAUUUUUCCUCCACCACAUUUCUAUUGUUUUCCCUCCACCACCACCACCACCGCCACCACAUUUCUAUUGUUUUCCCUCCACCACCACCACCACCGCCACCACAUUUCUAUUGUUUUCCCUCCACCACCACCACCACCAUCACAUUUCUAUUGUUUUCCCUCCACCACCACCACCACCGCCACCACAUUUCUAUUGUUUUCCCUCCACCUGAUUCUAUAAAAGACUACCAACUGCCAUUCUUAGUUCAUUUUGUAGCAAUGUCUCGUGUAGUGAACAACAAUCGUGGUUUUCUUCAGCUGUUAGCUGCUUGUCCCGCUUAUCAGCGUCAGUUUCUUUUAAAGACAGCUACACCACAGCAACUUCAUGCACUAGUCCAAGUCUUAUACAAUUUACGCAUGGGACACAUUCCUAUCUCCGAAGAAAAUAAGCGGGUAUUGCUGCCAUAUAAGGAUGCUUUACUUAACCUGGCCAGUCCAAAUGUCCCUUUCAAAACAAAGAAGCGAGUCCUUGUUCAAGAGGGUAGUGGUUUUAUUGAAGAUGUAUUAGCCCCUGUCGUUUCAAGCUUAGGAUUUCUAAUGCUAUAAAAGAGGUGACACAUCGCUAGGUUGAUCAUUCGAAGCUAAGUCUGUCACGGGUGCUCAUCAAAAAUGAAGAGAAAGAUAGAUUUGGUUGAAGAAGAAGAUCACGAGAGUGAACAUGAAGAGAGCGAAAGUUCUGGUGAUGAAAGCGAGGAUGAAGAACCAAGAAUAAAAGAAGAACCGAGAAUAAAAGAUGUUUUGAGUCAUCUUUUCCGAGCAGUGCCUGAAAAGCGUGCUUCUGAUUUGCUGCAUAGUAUGGCUGCGUCCAAAGAUAUUCUUUUCUGGACCCCCAGCGGACAAUUACUUCGAAAUAAACGCACUAUUCCCGUCACAAACAUCGCUGAGCUAGUUGAGUAUGUGUUACUCCCUCAUAACAAUGAGGUUACCAAGCCUCGUGCGCUGAAUACAUUUCUAGAUGGACUUGCAGAGUUAGGAAUCGAUAAAGGUUUAAUCAAGAACAAAAAGUUGUUAAGUGAUUUAAUAGAAAAGGAAAAAGGCUACCAAAAUGUAGAAAAUACUUCUGAUAACGAGAGUAAUAAUGAGGAGAGUUCAUCGGAUAUUGAAAAUCAGGAGGAGGAGGAGGAAGUGGCUUCUGAGAAUGGCAUUGAAGCGGAAGACACCCAAGAGAGCGACAACGACACUGAAAACAACAGUCAGGAGAUAGAAAGUAGUAACCCUGAAACGUCCACCACCUUUCACUCCAAAAGUCCCUGUGAACACUGCGAAAACUCUAGUGUGUACGGGACAUUGAUCAUGAAAUGUCCUAAAUGCCUUUGGCACGAUUACUACAAGAUUUGUCCUAUAUGCGAUCACCAGAUUCCCGAGGGGAGACAUUACAUGAAAGAGGGCUUUCUUCGAUGUCACGAUUGCGGAGCAGUUACACACAAAAACGCGAAGACGUUGGAAACCAACUUCUAUUCCCCUUCUACAGAGGAGAAAGAAGAUGAAGAUUAAUUAAUUUCCAUUCCUGUGUAUUUGACUCUUUUUGUCAUUGUUUUUUAAUAAAUUUUUUUAAAACGAUACAUCUCUUGUCUUUUUAUUGCUAGCAAUUAUGAGUCGCGUGUUUUAAUUGAUCCUUGUUAAGUUAUUUGUUUGAUAAUAAUACGUCAAGGUUCUCUCUUGGGGUUUUUUCCUGUAGAGCUAAUUUGUAUUCAACUUUGGGCUUGUGAACUCGCAUAAUUAACUGAUUAACAGCGCGUGAAAAUGACAAGACUUUCAUUUCCUCGAGAUAGAAAGGAGAAAAUGUCAGACAAACUUGAAAUAAAGAGUUUUCAGCUCCAAUUUGUGUAUGUUUUGUUUAUAUAUAUCCGAGUUUUAGCGCUAAAUAAGAAGACGUAAACUAAAUUGAAAUAAAGACUUUUCAACUCCCUUUGUGUUUAUGUAUAUCUGAGUUUUAGCGCUAAAUAAGAUAUAGGAAGCCGUUUCUCGCGUUGCUAGGUGAUCGUUUCUCUUAUUCCUAUUUUUCUUUUAAUAGACGGUCCGAAACCGGGCUCAAGUUACUUACCGGGCAAGUCUAGGCAAGCCUAUUGUUCCUAUUGUAGUAGAGUGACGCUCAUUAGUAAACCUAAUCCAAAUUAGUAUGUAGGUUAUAACAAUGGGUGACGUCAUUGACUAGGCACCUAAUCCACCUAAUCCAUCGCAAGGCUUAUCUUUCCUGAAGCCCUACUACUAUGUACAUAAUACUAUGUACACUUAUACCCAGGUCAGAGAUGCCUUUUCGUAUUUUUACCCGAAACGUAAAGUUUUGGCUGAUGGAGUUAGCACCACUCCACUCGACAUUUAAAGUGUUCAAGUUUGUAAAAAAUGGAUUUUGUAAAUAAUUUUCGUUUUCUCAAGUUUGUAUUAUAUUACUAUCAAAAAUAGUUUUCAGAAAUAUUUACAUAAGAUUGCUUCUAAUUGUAAAUAGUAUGUUUGCGUAGCUUUUCACGGAUGUUUGUACAUAGCAAAUUAGUUUGUAAAUAAACAAAGUUGGCAGAAUUUAACCAUGGCUUGAUCUCUGUCUAGCAACGCGCGCGACCCACGCGCGAUCCCACGCGCAUCCUUGGGGAAAGCACAGCGCUAAAAAUGGCCCUCGAGGCCCGUGUGGCCCGAAUGGCCUGAUAUAUUUCGUGUUCUAAAUCAUUUUGUUCAGUUUUAGUUCAUCUUUCAUACCCUAAACAUGAAGAGGAAAUGUAAACAUUGUCCCAUUCCUGGUUGUGGAUCCAAAUUUUUAGUAAGAUUAGCAAAUCAUUUAAGUCAGGUUCACGAGUUAUCGGACAUAGAACGAAAAUAUUGGCUUCAAUUUGCAAAAUUACAAAAUACCAAUGCGAUUCGUGUGUAUGACAAGGAGGCUGAACCCAAAACAAUUUUUUUCUAUAAGUGAGAGUACGCACAAAUCAGUUAAUCAGUUGUGAUCAUGGACCCGAGAUGGAAACAUCCUUUCCCCGCGCUUGUGGCCGGCCCAACAUGUUGUGGGAAAAGUCAGUUUGUAAAACGUUUACUAGAAGCAGGAGAAGACAUGAUUGAUGGUGCCCCGGAAAAAAUCAUCUGGUGUUAUGGCAUGUAUCAACCAGCCUACGAUGAGAUGCUUAAAACUAUUCCGAACAUUAUGUUUGUGGAAGGAGUGCCUGGUGAUCUGGAAACCCUAAUUAAUCCCUCUAUUCGGAAUUUAGUCGUCAUUGAUGACUUAAUGCACGAGCUUAGCAAUGAUCAGCGAAUGACUAUUUGUUUACCAAGGGCUGUCACCAUCGCAAUCUCAGCGUGAUCUUUAUUCUUCAAAACAUGUUUCAUCGUGGAAAAGAACUGAGAGAUAUGAGUUUGAAUUCUCAUUACUUAGUGGUGUUCAAAAGCCCGCGUGAUAGCAGUCAAGUCAAUCAUUUAGCAAGACAAAUGUUUCCCGGUCAUGUCAAAUACAUGCAAGAAGCGUUUGAGGAUGCAACAAAAAGGCCCUAUGGUUAUUUAUUUUGUGAUCUUAAACCGGAAACACCUACCGACUUCCGGCUGCGUACGAAUAUUUUCCCCGGGGAGACUCAGUACGCUUACGUCAGAAAAGUAUAAAAAGCGUGAACCACAUCAAAUUUCUUCAGUUGAGGAUGGCACAGCGACUGAGAAAGAACCACGAUUUUCUGAAACUGCUUGUCAAGUGUACCCCAGCUCAGCGUAAAGCUAUUUUGAAGGUGGCAGACGACGCUUUAGUAAGAACCAUUUGCGAGUGUGUUUUAAACGUGCUUAAAGGAACAGUGCCUGUCAGUAAACCAGCCAAGAAAAAGCUUUUACCUCACAAGAAAUCUUUGAUCGCUUUAGCCGAAAAAAGUACACCACUCGAUAAGAAAAAGAAAUUGUUGGUACAACACGGAGGAAAUUUUUUAAGUGUUUUGUUACCUCCCGUUCUCCGUGUGUUAAGUUCGAUUCUUACAUAAAAUGAAUCACACAAAGCGUAUGGUUCUCGUGCCCGAGAACACCUUGGAAAGAUUACAGCAGCGCCAGCAGAUUUUAACCCCACCCGUCACACAAACUCUGAGAAACUUGGAUAGUGAAAUGACCGAUAUUUUAUCCAGUAAAGAACUUGAUGAUGAACAAAAAGCUAGGCUUUACAAUCAAGUGUUGCAGCGGUACUUGACUUAUUACGAUCAGCGAAAAGGUCAACCUCUUCAUGUGAAAAUAUCAACCCCCAAAGCAGUAGAAACACCUAAACCAGAAGAAAAUGAACAACCUUCGGAAGAACCUGUACCGGAAAAAUUUACUUCAUCAGCCGUAGAGGCAGAGGUCAUGAAAAGUGUACCCAAAAUUUACAAAGCCGGGGCUAGACAAUUGUUGGAUAAAAUUGAAGAGCAUCAAGAUGUAUUGCAUUGGAAUGAUAAAGGAGAGCUUUUGUAUGAAACCAAACCCAUUCCAGGUUCUCAUCUGGUGGACCUAGUCAACGACACAUUGCGCCGCCGCAAAGGAUGUGAACCAGUAGGAUGGUCGGUGUUUGCGAGGGGUCUGGCCCGAAUGAAUGUCCCGGAAAAUCUAGUGCGUAAUCCACAGAGGCAAAGUGCUGUUCGAGAAUUUAAAGCAAGGGUGAGAGACGAAACCCCUAACAGUCCUUCCCGUUGGCUACCUAGCCCACCUGUGACGGUAUCCCCCGUGAAAAAACAGCGGCGAAGAUAUGCGAGUCCACGCCCUGAGGCUGUGCGCUGGUUACGAUUAUAAAAUCACCACAAGAGACAUUAUUAUAUUGUAUUGUAUUGUAAAUCAUCUCUUUAUUUUGUUCACUCAAUAAAAGAUGUUGAAACGAAAUUACAAGGUGUUUAUUUAUUGAACUUUGUGCUGUACUUGUGCUCUUUGCUUGUUUACAUCAGUGCGAUAUUUCGGAAGACUUAUAGGAAAAUGUGUUUCAAUAAAUCGCUUGACAAGACUAUCAUUUUUACGUGUGUUAUUAGAAAAACGAUGCACAAUUGUACUCAUACUUAUUUGCCGACUACGAUAUAAAGCAAAAUACAAACAGUAAUGUCCGCAGACUUUGGAAUAGAUGCUCUGUAAUGUCACAGUAUUAAAAAUCCACUGGUUAGAAUUCUUGUUUAAAAAGGUAGUAAAUGUUCCUGAAUAUUUGCUGGGAGGUGCUCCGUAAGAAUCGAAAAAUUCUCCCUCUUGCUCCUUGGUGAAAUAAAACGCCACCCAAUGCGAACCUGGCUUGUCACUCGUAUCCACAUUGGCAAUGUAUAAGGCUGGGUAUUGCGAAACACUUGCAGGUAGCUUGUCUGAGGGAUACACGCCUUGAAACACACCUCGUGUAAAUUUAUCCUUUCUCAAAAUAAGGGUCAGUUGAAUGGUGUCCAUUUCUAGUUUGUGUAGUCGUAGAGAACGUUUCGGUUUGCGUCGACCUCAAUCACGUUUUGAAAUUGAGCGUAGACGAUAAGGUUAACCGUGUUGGCGAGUGCUUCCGAGAAAUGAAGCUCCAAGCGCAGGUUUCCUUGUUUUAUGAGCUCAAAAUGAUCUCCCGGGCAAUGAUCUGGGGUCAAAUCAAAUGCGAAUAAGGUGUAACCAGAGCCGUAAUCACUUCUAUUUAUCUGAUUGCCCGUAUCCUGGGAAAGCUUUCCAAUACCAGAGAAAAGACUUUGAUAGCCGGCUAUCACAUUUUGACCACCAGCGGCGUCAAACUUCAGGAACAAAGGUUUUCGGGGGAUUUGUUCUCCGUCCAGGUACACACCCACUUGAGUUAAAUUGUGGUGAUUGAAGUUGAAGGGGUUGGUACGGUAACUCCCAUUGUAAGCCUCUGUGUCCACUAAUCCCAAUACUAUGCGCUUGGGAAUUUGACCCAAAAAGAUGUUGUCAGGGUUAAAACUACUAAAUCCUCUUGGAAUAGAGAGUACUUUACAGUCGAUUCUGCGAAUGGGGUACUUGGCGCUGGCGUGUUUUAGCCCAGCUGCAUGGCCUAGGAUGAUAGAAGAGGCAACCUUGACUCUGCGUACAAACAAGAUGGCUUCUGUGAUAACCACUUUGAAAUUAGCUCCGGCUGCUGAGGACACAAGACAAAACACAUUCUUGGCUCGGUUUAGUUUGAUUCUUAAAUUAACUCCAUUGAGCAUCAACCGGUCUUGAAAGAAUAUAUCACUGUGAAUGGGUCCCAUCAUAUCCACCGUAUGACUCUCUUUCACAAACUCAUAACGAGCCUUUAAUCCAAGGUUUGCUUCAUCGUCUGCAGCCAAGGGGUUCACUACAUUCAUCUUUCCAGCAGUAUCUUUGUAAAACAUGGCCAUAGAAAGUUGACUUGUUUUAGCUUGUUCCCCGUAGUUCAGCAAAGACUCGAUCAUGGCACGAUAGGGGUAAGUAUUAGUGGAUGCAGAUAUAAGUCGCUCAUUCAAGGAAACGUCUACUUGUGAAAACAGAGAAUGUAAAAACAGGUUUACGGGACCCACUUGUGUAUCGGCAUCUAACGCGGUUCCGUUUGCUUUCGUAAUCUUAGCUUUCACAUAAAGUUGUGUACGCGCUAAAUCUAAAUAUUCUUCUCCGGUUCCAGAUACGUUAAAUUCAAUAGGACCAGUGUCCGUGAUGUUGCUGAGAGGGUGAUAUUCAAUCCAUUGCCUUUUGUGAAUAGAGGUUUGUGUAGCAGGAAUAGUAAAAAGAUCCAGCUCUGAUUUCGUACACUCGCGUGACUCGUGAUGCACAAAGGCCAUAGUUACUUCCAGAAAGAAUAUUUCUCUUCGGGCUUCUUUUGCUGCGGAGAUGUUUUUGCUUUCUUGCCUGGAGGCGAACUGAUUUUGGCUCCCUGCGCUUUCCUUUUUAUAGAUUUUUUGCCAGCUCCUGAUUGUCCCUGCAAUGCAUUCUGGGAGGGUAGACCGAGGGCUUGUUUCGUGCGCUUGUGGACUGCUGUUUUAAUGUUAUCUCCUUCAAGAACAUCUUGGGCGACAUUGACACCCGUUUGUAAAGCUUUUCUUCCAAUCACCUUAGCACCUUGUUGCAGGUGAGGCAUCGCCCAGCGGAACAGACCUUUAAAUAUCGAACCUAAGCCAUACCCUCGCUGAAAUCGAGCUCCAUGAAAUGCGGGUAAAUUCCCACCUUUUUGUUUGGCUUGAUCUACAUAGUACUGUUCGUAAAGCUUAUGAUUUGGGGCGUGGAGUUUUUUCAUUUUUUAAAAGUACUGAGGUUGACUCUGACGAAAAUGAAGUGUUAACAACACUCUUCCAAACUCAAAUGGCACAGAUUCCCCUGUGUCUCGCUUUAUAUUGACUUCGAUGGUUUCAAAUUGCUUUCUGCUGACAGUUACAUAUUGAGGGCGCAAAAACGAUUUACUAACUCGCUGGCCGUCCUCUCCUUCUACGGGAACAAUUCGAAGCAAAGGGACCAGUGCAUCGCCAACAUAUUGUGACUGAAUAAGAUCACAGUAAACGAAAAGAUCGUGAAAGCCGUAUUCCAAAUCCACUUGUCUGUCCCCCUUGGUGGUCUUUGAAAUAAUUUGUUCGGGGGUGAACCCCAGCAUAUAGGCCAUAUCAUUUAGCGAGACUUCUGCGUUGUUUUUCAAGUGAACUGUAACCUUUCUGCUGAGAUUAUCGUAUGAAAACCGUACAUCAUCUGUAUACCGAUUUUCAUUGUCCACUAACUCUUUCAUCUUUUGAAGGACAUCCUCGACGGAAGAAUAAUGACCCGGAAGCAUCUCCAGGGAAUCCCAAACACCGUGGAGUUUUUCAUUUCGAACGUAAAAUCGAAACUGUUGAAUAUUAUUCCAACUAUGCGGAUAAUGGAUCUCGGUCAAAGCCACUUCCCAUUCGCCUGUGAGGUUUAGGGUUUGUGGUAAACUAACUCGGUAUUCUGUUAAUGUGUUAUGAGGAAAUUUAUCAAGACUGCUAUUGCUAGGGAGAUGCAGAUAAAACUGUGUUACCUCCAUCGUACCCUGUGUUGAAAUGAACUUUUUAAUCUGGGUAUUCUUACUUUAUUAGAAACCGCACACCAUUCAUUUUAUUAUUUCCUUUUCUUUUAUUCACUACACAAAAAACGCAUAAAUUACAACUUCAAAAUAUCACUUUCUUGAACCCAGGAAUCAAAUUUUGGGUCUUCGUAUCCUUUCCAUCUCACAAGAUACUCUACUACGCCUUUACGCUUUCUCUUCCGCAAAAUCUUUUCGACGCGGUACACAUCAUCGUCCUUAAUAAUUUUCUGCAGUUCAGGCUCAUAAAAUGUUCCAUCUAAGAUUUCACCUGCAUCAUCUUUUAAUUUAUAAACGGGUACUUGACGAGUCAUUCGCUUGUAAACAGUAAAAAUUUCUUCCGUAAAAUUAGGUAAGUAUGAUUUUUCAAACAUUCUCUUUACUUUGCUAAUCCUGACGCGAUCUCCCACUUGAAAUUUAAAUCGCACAGGCUUUUGAACAUCAUCCCCAUACAAAGUAUCCCACACUUGAGCUUCAUUCGUUUUAGUCACCUGACUCGGUUUCAUUUUAAUACUUCGGUGGUAGGUGUUAUUGUAAGAAGAUACUAACUGGGGUAAUACAUUGAUAUAGGUGAGAGUGUUUUUGGCCGUGAAAUAUUUGUACAUCUUAUUCUUAAAUGUUCGGUUAAAACGCUCAACCACUGAGGCUUUGAGCCCAGAGUUAACAGUAAAAAAGUCAAUGUUGUUGUCACGCAGAAAUUUCUGGAACGCACGAUUUAGGAACUCUGUUCCCUGAUCCGUCUGCAGUUUGGUAGGUUUUCGACCAGUAGAAAAGAUCUUUUGAAAGGCUUUGACCAGUUCUUGACCUUGUUUUGUCUUCAAAGGUAACACAAAAGCGUACUUGCUGAAGAUAUCUAUACAAGUCAGUAAGUAUUUAUAACCCUUGUUGUAGCGACUGAGAUUUUGAAGAUCGACCAAAUCCGCUUGAAAUUGGGCAUCUAUUCCAGGAACGAUGACUCGGCUUCUCUUGUAACGUCUUCGCGCGGGCUUGUGAAGAGUAUAAACAUCUUGCUGACUCAACCAUUCUCGGACUUGUUUACGCGAUAUCUUGUUCUUUCCUUUCUCUUUAACUGCUCUGUAAACAGCAUCUAAACCACCGAAACUUGCGGGUUGACUUGGGUCGAGAUAAAUGCUGGUCAGUGUUUUCUCCAUCACAGAACUCGGAAUUUUGUACGACCACUCUACCACCACAGCAGGCUAAUACGCAACGAAUGCGGCUAAAGAUGUGUUCAAAUCCAAAACUGGACGAAGGAGGACAGCAACCCAUCGCUGAUGAUCGCUAUGAAAGUUCAAGCCCGAAUGAUUUCUUUCCUCUUGGUGUUUACUUAUAUAGCUACUCUCGAAUCUGGGUGAGAGUGGGCACGAGAAAAUUAAAUAAUAGUUCCCAUUCCUCCUCGGUUAAUUCUAGCUGAUCCGCGAAGUUCAAAAAUACCACCAAUCGUCCCCAGUUUACUUUUGAAAAGACCUCAGAGUGGAGUUUUUUCAACUUUUCUAGACUCGAGCCCGGCAUAUCUUUAACUUUUUGUUGAAGCAUUUCCAUUUCACUUGAAGACACUUUCAACGUUUUGGCUUGUGCGUGAUACAGAGAAAAGUCGACUCGAAGCAAAGACAGAGAAAGCCCCAUCUUGACAAAGACAGAGACAAACACACACUGACUCACAAUUUAGAUAUAAACAAAUUUUAUUACUUUUAGAAACAAAGCUUAUUUUGAAUGUCAUUAAUUAUCAAGUCAAGGUCCAUUGGUUGUUCAUCUUUCCUCACAACUCUCUCAGGGCAUUGCACUUCAACUUGGCUGUCAAUAUCCACAGCACUGGGAUCUUUGUACUUCAGUCCACAGGGUCCGUAGUAAAUAGCAUACAGAAUUCGAUCUUCUAACUCACCGUAAUCUUCGAGUUCCAAGGACGUGAGAUAGAUGUUAGUCCAAGGCAGCUUUGGUAAUUCGGUCACGUACGCUUCCCACGUUUUGCCAAGUUUGAAACCAAGAGCACUGCACACACUUUCAGCCGUUUUUAAGAUAACAUUGAGGUCAACUUGUUCCAUCACUUCAUCAUGGUAAUACAUCCAUGCGUCAUCAUUAUCCAUCACCAGGCAAGAAUGUUGGUUUUGACUUGGGUGUUGAAUAGCACAACCGUGGCAGCGAUUCAGCUUUUGUUCUUGGAUGAGUUUGUCAACCGUAGCCGCAUAAGUCAGUUGGAACACAUGACCGAUAAGGCUAGCUACCCAUUGACGUUGGACUUUUUCCACUUCAUCUACUGUCAGAAGCGGUGUAGCGCUCGAUUCGACUUGCAUGUUUGGAGUAAUAUUGGUGAUAAUAAGACUUUUUCCUUAGCAAAGCGAUUGCAAGAAUAAAAUGCUGACGGGAAAGCGCGCUUUUAUGUUGAACACAUAAUAGAUUCUACAUGAGCCAAUCAGGGUUAAAAGAGCCCGGGCAAGUCUAGGCAAGCCUAUUGUUCCUAUUGUAGUAGAGUGACGCUCAUUAGUAAACCUAUCCACUUCAUUAUAUAUGAAGGAAGGCACUUAAUUAGUAUGUAGGUUAUAACAAUGGGUGACGUCAUUGACUAGGCACCUAAUCCACCUAAUCCAUAGGCACCUAAUCCACCUAAUCCAUCGCAAGGCUUAUCUUUGCUGAAGCCCUACUACUUAUGGAUCCCUGGAAAAACUCUUUCCCUAUAAAUUAUCUUCUUGACCCUAUCAAAUUCAGUUGAUAUUAGAUAACCUAUAUUGCAGUUGUACUGGUUAUAAACAGAUGUGAUUGGCUCCAAAGAGGGUCUGAAUGGGGGGUCCAUUUCUCGGUUGUCGGUUAAAAUUCAGUUACUUUGUCGGUAGUCGGUUAAAAUUUUCGAUCUUUGUCGGUAGUCGGUUAAACUUCUUGAUUUUUGUUGGUUGUCCGAAAGUCUCAGUUAAUAAGUAAAAACGCUUGUUAAUUAUUAUAUUUUUAUGCAUUUCACCAAGUUUCAAGACUUUCAUCCCAAGGGAAAGAGUAAAACUUGUAAGAAUGCAUCAUUUGAUUGCCACUUAAACUUCAUUAACUCUUGUUUGUUUAUGCAACAUGAUCAUCAGGAGCCGAUCGGCUCCUGUGGUCGUUUAUUUCACCAUUGUUUGCCAAAUGAAUAUCAUGCGUACUGAUAAGAUCACCAAACCUUUUACUGUAAAUGCGAACUUGGUUUCCCUGUCGAUUACACGGCACAGUAAAAAGUAAUUAAUUAAUUAAUGGACACCAGCCUUUUGGAUACCUAAAUUAUCAGCUUAGUGGAAAACUGCAAGGGGUGACGGGCUGCACAUCUAUCCUUUGCCAUAAGUUUCCUUCCUCAAAGAAAUAACACUUUAACCCUCGGACAUACAAGGAGUGGGGGGUGGAUGCCACCCCCUUUUCUGGGAUUUUUCCAAGAGGAUAACACUUCAGCACCUGAGGUUUUCAGUAGAUGUUCGUUUAUCCCUCGCACGCAUUUUGAGAAAAGUUCAGUGAUGAUCAGUUUCUAUGGUUACGAGGUAUGACGUAAUAAGUAGCAGGUUGUCAAGCCAUUUUGAGUGAAAAUAUAUGUUUUUUCCAACUUUUUUCAACAAUAAAAGAAAAAUCUUGUAGCUAAAAUCAUGCAAAGUGCUUAUUUAUGUGUUAUUAUUCAUGUCAAGCAAUAAACAUUUCUCUGUUUUAACCUGUUUUGUAAUUCUUUGUAAUAUCCAAGAUGGCGGCAAAGAUGGCGACCAUCAUUGGUGACGCAACAGGCCUCCAGCAGUGCCACCAUUCAUAAAAUAUACCUCAUCUUGUUAAGAAGAUCAAAGGCUUUUCAGUGAAGGCAAAAUCGCUUCGAAAUACUGCAACAUAUCAAAAACUCUGGGGAGGGGUUCCAUCUACCAUCCUCUUGUACCAUGGUGGGGGUUACGAUUUUGCGUGUACGUCUGAGGGUUAAGUUGGCAAGGUAGUGGUUGGUUUUGUAUGAGAUUACACUUUUACAUUAAAGUUUCUUUUAUAAUAGACACUAAGGGCUUGUAUUGUGUCACAAAAGGCAAUAUUUCUUUUUCUUCCUUGUUGUUUUGUUUCAGGAGCGCUGCUUUUCUCCUGUGAGUUUUACUUCUAAUAGCAAUUUUUAUUUCAAAAUUAUGUAGCCAGCCUCUGUCCAUCAACCGCUUUUUGAAAUCUGAAAUACUUCCUCAGAGGAGUUUGUUCGUAGGAUACUCAAGGCCAAAUCCAUUGGUCAAAUCCAUUUUAACAUUCGGUGGGUGGUAAGAGGUGAAAAUGUAUAUACGUCUUAACGUCAAUGAUAGCUUUUUCUCAUUUUUCGUUGAAUGUUGUGCCUUGGUAUACAACGGGGUCUAAAAAGAUUGUCUCAGUGUGACAUAUUUCAGGCGUAAAUUUCAUAGCCAGUAGAGCAGUAGGGGGAAGUAAGUUUACUUGUUCCGUGAAUUUGAAGAAAUCUACCAUGUCUGGUUUACUUAUGUCCCAUAGGGAAAAAAAUAUCAUCUAUGUAGCAUUUUCAAACAGUUGGUUUAAAGACGGUUUUGCUUAAACUUUGUGUUUCAAUAUCUGCGGCCAUGAAAAUGUUGGAAAGGAAACUGCUGUAUGUGCUCAUUGCGGUACUGUGGUUUCUUACUGAUAGCGCUUUCCAUAAUUAAACUGGAAAUAAUUUUCUUUCAGGAUUAAUCUAAACAUUUCUCGGACCGAAUCAAGAAAUGUUCAGUUUUUUCAGCUUUGUCUUUUCAAUAAAAUAUAUUAAGUCGGUAGCAUCUUUAAGGACUGUGGCUUCUGUGAUUAUGAUAUUGGUUGUAGUAAUGUAGCCGUAUCAGCAAAAGAGUAAGUUCUUUCUGUUAGACCAUCUGAUGAGUCAUAAAUUUAAAGAGGUUACUUCCUAACGGCUGGAAAAAAAUGCAAAAUGCUCUUUUUUUUCUGAAACAAAUAUUGAUAAUGUCAGCCCAUGUCGGUAGUCGCUUAAUAUUUUUCCUGUCGGUAGUCGGUAAUUUUUUACUCGUUUUGUCGGUAGUCAGUAAUAUUUUUAGCCCUUUGUCGCUAGUCGGUUAACCCCAUUCACACCCUCUCCAAAGCAUUGUGUUUCUUUCACCCACAAAUAUUAAAAUUAUAUAAAGUGGUUAUACUCAAUAACCUUUCCAAGUAUGUGCAUGAAGUUAACAAUACAUACAUUAAAUGCAGCUGCAGUUUCCAGUGGCAGGACACCUCGCCUGGGGGGCUGUGAUGGUAUAUCUGCAAAUAUAAUUAAAUGGAUGGAAGCCUUUCCUAUGACCAGCACUACAGCAAAUGCUACCAUAGAGGUUUUAAGAGCUCUGUUUGCUCGAUAUGGAUUGCCACAUGAAUUGGUCAGCAGUGAUAAUGGUCCACAAUUUGUUGCUGGAGAGUUCAAGUCAUUUUUAAAGAUGAAUUGCAUCAAGCACAUAUGUAUACAAUUUAUGUCCCUCAUGUCAUCCCUCCACUAAUGGUUUAGCUGAGAGACAUGUGCAGACCUUCAAGGCCAUGUAUCAGUCUUGUACUGAUAAGGGGUCAGUUCAGCACAGGGUGUCUAAUGUUCUCUUCCGCUACAGAAACACACCCGGCACACCACAACAGAGAAGACUUCUGCACACUGUUUUUGAAGAGAGAACCCAGGACACACCUCUCCUUGGUGAAACCCAGUUUACAAAGGCAUGUAGAAAAGAAACGAGUUGCUUCAAAAUUAUACAGGGAUGGGCUGUAACCAGUUAGAGUAAAAUACACCAGGGGAGUCAAGGAGAAGUGGAUAUCGGGUACAAUUAUGGCUGUGAAGGGUCCAAAAACCUAUACCUAGUUCGAGUUCCGGGUAAUGAUCGUUGCUGUGUGCAUGCUAAUCACUUGAUACCUGAUGAUGCCAGAGGCAUGAGUGCCCAUAAGGAAAUCGUCACACCAGAAAUGGUAGAGCAUAAUCCACCCGUACAUUUUCAGAGGGAACCUGUCGUUCCCAAAACAAGGUUAGGAAUUCAGUCUGUAGUAGACAAUGAGAUUUCUCCUAAGUCUAGUGUUAUUGCUGUACCUGUUGUUGAUGAUCAUAGUAACGUAGAGAUCGGUAACAACUCUGGACUUCGCAGUCCAGACCAAGUCAGGUUACCAAACCUGCCAUGCCUAGUCACUCUGAGUCCAGACCAUGUCAAGUGUUUACGCAUUCAGGACGGGUGGUCAAUUGUCUAGGCAAAUUAGAUUUAUAGUUUUUCUUUGUAAGUUGCGUUGAUUGUUAUGAAAACUGUAUAAGGAGGAGGAAAUGUGGUAUUUUGGGUAGUGUUAAUGCCCGGGUGUUAAUGAUAUAUGAAAUAAAUCAUAUAUGAACUGCGGAAAUGAAAUGAAAAUGAAGAAAUGAUCGUCGCAGUGAACCCAAUUUCUGAGCAAUUUAUGCAAUUGCGUAAAGAAACCUGAAAAAAAUUCAGGACUUCAACGGGGUUUGAACCCGUGACCUCGUGAUUACCGGUGCGAUGCUCUACCAACUGAGCUGUGAAGCCACUGACGUUGGGAGCAGGUCAAUUGUGGGUGCAAUUCAUAUGUUCCCGUGAAAGAAAUGAGUGUUAAUGAUAUAUGAAAUAAAUCAUAUAUGAACUGCGGAAAUGAAAUGAAAAUGAAGAAAUGAUCGUCGCAGUGAACGCAAUUUAUGCAAUUGCGUAAAGAAGCCUGAAAAAAAAUAUACUGAAUUUUUUCGGGCUUCUUUACGCAAUUGCAUAAAUUGCGUUCACUGCGACGAUCAUUUCUUCAUUUUUCAAUUUGGGUAGUAUUGGUCACGUGAUGUAAGAUAACGUAAGAAGGUGAAAUAAACAGUUGCCAGAUAUGUUCUUGGUAUUCGCACGUGUCUUUGUUUGUUCCUCAUUGUUCGCUUCUAAAACCCUUCAGAAUACAAAACCUUACAUUCCCUAUAAAUAAAUAACAAAUACAUAAAAGACCUUAUUUAACUGCAGCUAGCAGUUUUAAGCCCAACAAAACUAACAGGGGACGUAUGAAAUGUUAGACGGUUUGCUUAAGCAUGGAGAGUUGGCUGUAUGUUCGACGCGUUCUUAUUUGCACGCGAAAAAUUAUUAAACGAAUAACUAAUGAAACAAAACGUGAAACCAAAUAAAGUACAUGAUGAACAAAUUCUUAAGUGGCAAAGUUACGACAAAAAAUGUUUAAGCGAUAAGAAUCAGGUACCUUUAUAUAUGAAAAGAAUGAUUUCUUUGUGAACUGCUAUGGAAAUAAAUUUGUCGAUGUUUACCAUAUAUAAAUGACAGGGCCAGUAUCAAUUUUUACUAUGAAGCAGCUGCAAAUUUUGAGAUUCUUAAAGGGCACAUCAUAAAUUGUAACUGUAGAGGAAACAAAGAAGAAAUUCUCAUCGAUACUCGACAAAUCGUCCAUUAAACCGGACACGCAUUAAAGUUUUGCGCUGAGAGUGAAUAUUCGUUUAAAUGUGUUCCGUUUAGCGCAAGCACAUGUGUCGCCGACAAAGGCGGGAAAAGUUUCUCACAUCUCCUGCUUUCACCAUUGAAAACUUCCAAAAUAUAUUGAAUUGAAGUUAAAGCAUAAUUGAAGAUUAUUUUAUUUUCACUCUUUGGUAUAUUGUUUGGUAUUUAAUAAGAUAGAGCCACAUGUCACAAUUACUCUAGUAAUGUGUAACAGGGGUUUGAAGUCGAUCAUAAUUUAACAAAAUGCCUGUUAAUUCGAAGAAAAAAUGUUUUGAAACCAUGUAGAGGUACGCAGUGUUUUUUGUUCGGCGGCUGCGAGAAAAAAAACUUGCUAUCAGACAGUAGGAAAAGUUGCAUCUCAGCAGGUUUAAAACGCAAAAUUUCUAGGCUCGCUUUCAAGCUCUUUCUGGGAGAUGGGGAAAGGGCUCUGCACUUUCAAAAUAUUCUCCAGUUACUUUACACUCUUCUCCCCAGCUGCUACUGCAAUUCUUAAUGAAACCCCUGAUUUUAUGAAAAGGCGGAAGACAAAGAAUUGACAUGAAUGUUUGGACUUCAGACUUCAGUAGGCUGUUUUUUUUUCCGACUUGUCUCACUUGUCUCACGCGCUUAAAACAUGGUUCAAGUUAUCAAGGGUAAAAUUUUAUAGAGAUGAUCUGAGGAGACAAAAGUUACUCCUAGUUAGCAAGAGGUUUGAGUUAUUGAGGGUUUGAUUUACGGAGGGUAAAAUUGCAGUAAAUGUGUGAAGGAAAUCAACUUUGGUUCUAGUUAGCGCGAGGUUCGAGUCAGCGCGAGGUUCAAGUUAGCUAAUAUAGGGUUCAAGUUAUUGGGAGUCAACUGUGCAGAUUAAAAAAUUAGGAGGUCUUCGUUUUAGGGUCUGCGUCUUCGGGGGUCUCCCCAAUUUUUCUUGGGUCUUCGUUUUUGGGUCUGUGUUUUGGAACUUAGGUCUUCGUUUUCGGGGGUCUUCGCUUUUGAACCAACCAUUUAACAAUUAUUCUUUGAAAUCGAGGUGAAUAGUGGCAAAAUAUUUACCGAGACGCGAAAGCAGCGAAGUAAAUAUUCCCAAAGCCACUAUUCACCGAGAUUGAAAAGAAUAAUUGUUUUAGUAUAUACACACGAAGUGAUCUCAACAAAAUCAGAGAGGAAACCAUUCAAAAGUACGAUUUGAUUGACAGAUCAGUUCACGCGUAAGUUUAAAAAUAGAUCUUUGCAGAAAUUUCAAACAUGGCAAUUCACAAGUUUAUCAUUUCGCAAACAACAGCGUAAUGGCUUAAAUGGAACCGCUAAAAGUUUGAACUGUUUCCUUACCUGGGAAGAAAAGUAGAGCUGUGUUGUUUUCUGUUGACUCGCCAAGUGUUUAGCCAAAAGGGUUUGUUGUGUCGUUCUUCGCAUGAAGUGCUGACAAAAAUGGCGGCUCAGUUGCUCGAGGUAAGACGUCGCCUUUCUGUAUCAUUCUUUUUCCUGUUUACUUGAAACGUAGAAUUUCUGCAAACAUUUCCUUUUAAAUUUGUUUGUCAUAAAUAAACUUCGAUUUUUGAGCCAAAAUUUUCUUCUUAGAAAACGCUGAGUUCACGCAACGGCUUCUUCUACGCGAAUACACGGGAGUUGUAAACAAUCCAUCGAGCACAAAACUCCUGCUACAGUAAAUUGAAAAACGCCGUAUUGAAUCCUUCCAAGUCUUUUCUUGCCUUAAAAAAAGUCAGCCCUAGGAUUCUGUCGACUUUUAAAAGAUCGUUCUCUAAAAAAUGGGAAAAACACUGAGCUCACACAUUAUCCACUCGCUAGGAGGUGAAUAUUGUUGAUUAUUAAAAACUGAAUCAUUGGAUAAUGCAGUUCUAGCAUUUUGAUUGGCUUAGCCGUUAUGGUAUAUGAGCUAAUAUACCAUGUUCUCCAUAUAUGGUCGGUGUACGCGUCAGUUUAAAAUUGGAAGCUAGCUGAGAUUUUUUUUUGCGAAGGAUAGAACGGCGCCCGAAGCAAAUCGUUUUAAUUCAUUUCUUAGAAUACUAGAAAUGCAAUUUCAACGAAAGAAAAAAGACAAAAACAAACAAAAAAGCCACAAGAGCUUGUUUGAAAGUUUGUCGAAAAACACAUGAAAACACAUGGAACUAAAGUACCUUGACCAGCUACGAAAGAAGACAAGUGUUGUUUCUUCAUGAUCGCGAAGCCAUUUGCCGAUCGAGUCACUCGCCGAUAGAUAACUGCAGCUUGUUUAUCCGACAUCAAGAAUACAAAUCACAAGAAACCAGCAACAAAUACAGGCUAUGCAGCCAUUCACUAGAGCAAUCGAGGCGGCAGUAUAGCUUCUUUUCUCGUUCAGCAAAACCAGCUUGUGGCUUCAAACAACUUCAUAACAAGCGACCGAGGCAAUACCGGUAGUUUUUCUCCGUUGUUCUUACUUUGAUAACUGCCCCGAAAAUCCAAAUUCAUAGUAAUUUCGACGGCUGUCACCUAAAAAUUCCUUUCCUUCACAUUAUCUGCCAGGUUUUUUAAGCUGUUCUGCUGUGUAAAAUCCUAGAAUCACGAUGAGUUUUUAAAAAACUAAUGUUCAUCGCUACAAUGUUUUGAUUUUUCAUUCAUGCAGUCCAGGCGAGUCCGUUCGCGCGUUGACAGUUUUGAUAGACGUGUGACAUGUGAAUAGCGGAAGUCCCUUGUCUUUUCCGGUUUGUUCUAGUCGGGGCGAUUCAACGAGAUUUUGUGGGCGUUUUUAAUAAAACAAUUAUUCCACUCGGGCUUGUUGGAUAUGAAAUGAUUAUAGCCAACUCGGCGCUAUGCGCCUCGUUGGCUAUCUAUCAUCUCAUAUCCAACGCGCCCUCGUGGAAUAAUUGUUAAAUAGUCCGAGAUAGCGAACCAAUCAGAUUGCUUAAAUCACCAAGAUCACUGAGUGUGUAUAUACUAAUAAUCCAUAUCCAUUUGAUACAUUGAAAGACUUAUUGGCAUAGUGGUUUCAACUGGUCAGUCAAUCAGUCAAUAAUUAACAAUUAUUCUUUGAAAUCGAGGUGAAUAGUGGCAAAAUAUUUACCGAGCCGCGAAAGCGGCGAGGUAAAUAUUCCCAAAGCCACUAUUCACCGAGAUUGAGAAGAAUAAUUGUUUUAGUAUAUACACACGAAGUGAUCUCAACAAAAUCAGAAAGGAAACCAUUCAAAAGUAGGAUUUGAUUGACAGAUCAAAUCACGCGUAAGUUUAAAAAUAGAUCUUUGCAGAAUUUUCAAACAUGGCAAUUCACAAGUUUACUCAUUUCGCAAACAACAGCGUAAUGGCUUCAAUGGAAUCGCUAAAAGUUUGAACUGUUUCCUUACCUGAGAAAAAAAGUAGAGCUGUGUUGUUUUCUGUUGACUCGCCAAGUUUAUAGCCAAAAGGGCAUGUUGUGUCGUUCUUCGCAUGAAGUGCUGACAAAAAUGGCGGCUCGGUUGCUCGAGGUAAGAGGUCGUCUUCCUGUAUCAUUCUUUUUCCUGUUUACUUGAAAUGUAGAAUUUCUGCAAACAUUUCCUUUUAAAUUUGUUUGUCAUAAAUAAACUUCGAUUUUUGAGCCAAAAUUUUCUUCUUAGAAAACGCUGAGUUCACGAAACGGCUUCUUCUACGCGAAUACACGGCAGUUGUAAACAAUCCAUCGAGCACAAAACUCCUGCUACAGUAAAUUGAAAAACGCCGUAUUGAAUCCUUCCAAGUCUUUUCUUGCCUUAAAAAAAGUCAGCCCUAGGAUUUUGUCGACUUUUAAAAGAUCGUUCUCUAAAAAAAACGGGAAAAACACCGAGCUCACACAUUAUCCACUCGCUAGGAGGUGAAUAUUGUUGAAUAGUCCGAGAUAGCGAACCAAUCAGAUUGCUUAAAUCACCAAGAUCACUGAGUGUGUAUAUACUAAUUAAUAUUAUUUGUCAAUCAAUGAUAGCUUUAACGGUACAUAUCACUUUAAAACGUCCUUCUUAGGUGAGCUGUUGCCAUAAAAAAAAAUUCCAAGAAAAAUUCUAUGAUUAAAAUAAUUUAUUUCGUAAAGCUAUAUUGCUACAGUAAUUAUGGGCGCUUUCCAUUCGACCCAAAAGUCCGGAAAUUUCGGUUGGUUCAUCAAAUGGAACAGACCACUUCGGUUUGGUCCGACCGGAAUAUUCAGGACCAGCUUUGAAGGUGGUCCACUGUGACCGGUCUGGUCAUUUCGGUCGGCCGGACCUAAAUGUCCCUUUCCAUUUGCCAAAAUUGUUGUCCCCAGUACCGCUCUUUUCUAUCCCGCUUACAACAACAAGUAGUUUCCAGUGGAAAGUCAAGUGCUGUGAGGAAAGCCAUGACAUCUCAAAUAGUUUGAAUCAGUUGCAAUUUAUUUCAAUUUUUGAUAUUUGCCAUUAACAGUGUCAAAUAACUGACGCAACACGACACGUAGGUGAAAAAAUACAAUUGUAUAAAAGUCCGUGAGAAUCAGCGUAUUAUUUGUCUGAAACCUGUCGACGAUAUUUAACUAAAGCAAUUUAUCAAUUAAGCUGAAAUGAAUACAACAAAGCCUGGCUGAAUACAAAUUGGCCAAACACCGAAUUUAUUUACUGUACACUUCCAGGAAUUGCUUCGAAUCGUUCGAAUAUUCUGAGAAACGUAUCGCUUCAAUUCACAAGAAUUUUUUACCUUCACUUGCAUUCAUCGGCUUUCUACAAGAAAUAGGAUUCCCCCGCCUUUAGUUUUCCACCGCCUCUUUUCGACAGUCGAGUGUUCUUUAGGAUAUAAACAGUAUUUACUGUUCACUUUUAGAGCGUAACUAUGAGUGUGCUGCGAAGCCUUAAUAACAAAACGCGCGGUGGCUUGGGUCGGGUCUGUACUGCAACCGGAAUGUACCGUUCCAUUGAGCACGUGAAUUUUGCGAAAUUUCAAACCUGAAUUUUUGGUGAAUGGAAAGCGCCCUAUGUGCUUUGAACUCUGAAUCAAGAGUUCCUUUGAGUCCUGUUAGAGACAUUGUGUUGUGUUCCUGGCGUGGCCAAGACACCUUACUUUCACUGUACUUUUAUGGAUUACUCUAACCAGGUAUGGGAAUGGUUACCCUGCCAUAGACUGGCAUCUGGUCCCAACAAGAAGUUGACAUAUCCCUUGUCACUUCUAAUGCUACAGUGUAUAAUGGAGUGACAAGGCUGAGCCUGCAUGGCUACUUGUUUUUGGCUUGAGUGCAAGCUUAUAACCUUUGUUCUACAUGUACAUGUGCCUACUAGCUUUACGUCAGUGAUUACUAUAAAUUUACUCACGUCAUCACAUCGCUGACUUAUUUAUCAUUCAUUAUUUUAAUCUCAUUGAAAUAUGUUUUCUGUCCUGUUCAGUUUCUCCGAGUUUCAGCGGUUUCAAUCCUGACCAAGUUGUGGUAGAAAGUGACCCUGGUACGAUCUCGUUAAACUGUUCUGCAAUUGGUAACCCAGCACCAACCGUCACCUGGAUAAGAAGAGUGUUUAAUAAUGGAAGUGAGAGUGAUGUGCUGUUUACUGGAAACCCGUAUGUGAUCAACAGCAACAGAAACAAUGCUGGAACAUAUCGCUGUAAAGCUGACAAUGGAAUUGGUGCCAUUAAUCAGACAAUCCGUGUGACUGUUAACUGUAAGUACAGUGCAUUUCCCAGUUUUAGUGGUUGGAUGUUGUUGUUUCUGAACAAGCAAAAUAAUGUAUAGAUUUAUUAGCCAGGGCUAAAAGUUUCGCUCCAGUUAUUUAAUUUAUAAUUUCAAACAGUAAACUUGUAAUCCACUUUGCUGGAAAUCCAUAUGACUUUUAGGGGUGGGGCUGGGUGAUUUUAGGGAAAAAAUAAUUUGCAAACAGUGCAAGAAUAAAACAACAUCUAAAAUCUUACACCCAAUAAAUAGCAAUCACAUUGGACCACAGUAGAUUAGGCGUGUAAAACAAAAUUCUCCCAAGCAAAAUGACUUGUUUGCCCACACCACCUUUAUUUUAUAAGGUUAAGUGAAAAGUCCCGAAAUAUGAUUUUAUGCUAUAAAGGCCCUUAAAAUGGCCCCUGUAAAUGGUAAGAAAAUAAAUAAAUAAAUAAAUAAUGUGCAUUUGUACUGCAUCUACAGUGUACAUGAUCCACCAACAAACAAACACCACAAGCGUUUAAUAUCAUCAUGCUAGAAAAACUGGUUAAAGACGGGCCAACGAAAAUGCUACAAAUUGGUGCCGCUUAAUAUAAGACUAUUGCUCUGGUCAUUAGCUGGUAAAAUGCAUUUAACUGUAUUUAAUAUUUUGUCAUGUAUUCAUCUCUAUUUCCUUUUUGAUAUAGAGAGAUCUGUGAUACAGGCUCUGACCAAUAUCACAGUAACAGAGGGCAAAAACAGUACUUUGACUUUUCAUGUUAGUGGUACACCUAUGCCAUCUGUAUCCUGGAAAGAAGUUAGAACAGGUGACAGUACAGAAGGGAGCAUCCGUUCACUUAUUAAUGUCAGUAGAAGUGAUGCUGGAGAAUACAAGUGUGAAGCAAGCAACUUUUGUGGAAAUGACUCCAAAAGCACAUUUGUGAUUGUUAACUGUAAGUGAAGUCAUACUAUGAAUAGUAAUUAAAAGUAUACAUGUAUAAUCCUAAAUGGUAUUUUAUGUUCAGCAGCUGCUUGUACUGCACUAGUUUACCCAUCAUAUUUCCAUUUAGACUACGGUAAGAAAAGAAAGUCUCUAGAAUGUUGUAGUAUACAAGGAAUAUGUUUUCCACGUCAGUUAUGAUCAGUAAAAUGUUAAUUUUCACCUUAUUGUGUAUUAUUUAUUAACAUUUACUUUUUUCACACAAUGUUUAAAGGGUGUUCUUGUUUCUCCGUUAUCUCUUUUCAGUUAAACCAGAGAAUCUGCAGUUAACAACGAAUGUCACUUCUAAUAAAGCAUGUCUGAAUGAUGUUCUGUUCUUCAACUGCUCUGCUGCUACUGCAAGCCCAGCAGUAGCAUUAUAUCAGUUUUUUGAGAAUGAUGUUCUGUUUGGUAGUAGCAGCUCAGGAAUGUUCAGCAAAAUGGUGAUGAACAGUGGUAAUUUAAGAUACAAAUGUGUAGGAAACAAUACUGGAGGAGCAACAAGUAGCCAACACGUUACAAUUACUGUUAAUGGUGAGGCCAAUAAUGAUUAUACAAAAAAAUAGGAUGUGUUCAGUUCUGUUUUCUCUCCUGUUUGCUUGUUUUUGUCAGUUCCCUUCUUGUUGUAAAGUGUAUCACUUUCUUGUAGGGGUCAAUUUACUAAAACUUUUACAAGUGUAGCCAUUGUUUUAGAGUCUGAAAACAAUAGCUACACUUGUAAAUUAAAGUUUUAUUAAAUUGACCCCAGGUGUCUAACGGGCAAGUAGAGUAGCGUGUGCUGAUGAAACUGGAGAUAUCUAAAACCUAUGAGAGAGAGAGAGAGAGAGAGAGAGAGAGAGAGAGAGAGAGAGAGAGAGAGAGAGAGAGAGAGAGAGAGAGAGAGAGAGAGAGAGAGAGAGAGAGAGAGAGGCAGAUUCAUGUGCGUAUUUGCUACGAUCGAUAGGUAUUUGCUACGGUAGCAAAUACUCACUAGUAGGUAUCUGCUACCUUAGUGAGUAUUUGCUACGGUAGCAAAUACUCACUGGUAGGUAUUUGCUACCUAAGUGAGUAUUUGCUACGGUAGCAAAUACUCACUGGUAGGUAUUUGCUACUCGAGGUAGGUAUUUGCUACGGUAGCAAAUACUUACAGGUAGGUAUUUGCUACGUAAGUGAGUAUUUGCUACCGUAGCAAAUACGUACGGAAGGUUUUUGCGUCAAAACUAAGGACUUUGCAGCUAGUAAGAGGUACUUUAGUCCCGCUGCACGACUUCAUAUUAAUAGCCAGCGUUGCAAACUAUUUUAAAGUAAAUACAUAAUUAAAGGCCCAAGUAGGGCCAAAACAUGGUUCAGCAUAGAGAUCAUGGUUUAUGUGGAAACAACGCUUGGCCGGUGAAAUUAUUUUUGAAAGCUGUUUUAAAGAGGCAACCCGUGUAAAAUAAUAUAUAGUUAUAGCAAAACUUAACGAUAAAUAAAUAAAACUUUUAAAACUAAGUUGAUACUUAACGGGAAAAAACAACGGCUUCUUUAGAAGCCAUCAAAUUUUAAAAAGUCUCAACCAACAGAUACCAAACACAGCUGAUUGGUCUAAGAAUAAACCGAGCUGUGAGCCGAAGAAUCACCACACCCAGCGGUAGGUAACUAGUGUAACCAUCAUAUAGUGAUUUCACAUUACUUAAUAUGCAAUGUAACUGUUCCCAGCUCUAUACUAAAUAGCACUUCAUAGCCCUAUAUAGCCCUACAUAGCCCUACAUGGCCGUACAUAGCACGUCAUAUUCCUAUAUACCCCUACCUAGCUCUAAAAGACUGGUUUUCUAGCUAGAACGUUUGUACAUAGCCGCGCAUAGCCGUAGAAAGCAGGGAAUAGACGUGCAUAGCUGUACGUAAGCCCAAAAUAGCCGUGCAUAGCCGUACAAAGCCGUGCACAGCCCUGCAUUCCCGUACACAGCAGUGUGCGGCCGUACGUUGCCGUACAUAGUCGUGUAUAACCGUGUAUAGCCGUAACGUAGCCGUACAAAGCAGGGAAUAGUCCUGUAUAGGCGUACAUAAGCCCUACAAAGCCCUGCAUAUCCCCACAUUGCUGUACGGUCAUGCACGGCUAUACAGUGAGUGAGUGAAAAAUUUAUUUACCCACGGUAAUCUUAUAUCAAAUAACUUUACAAUUAAGUAUGUUAUCCCUAAGGGCCGUGCAAAGGGCUAGGUACGGCUACGCACGGCUAUGUACGGCAGUGUACGGCCAUGCACGGCAUUGUACGACCAUGGGUGACAAUGUACGGCUAUGCACGACUAUGCACGGCUAUAUAUGGCCAUGCACGGCUAUGUACGAUUAUGUACGGCUAUGCACAACUAUGCAUGGCUAUGUCCGGCCAUUAACAGCUAUAUAUUGCUAUGUAUGGCUAUGUAGGGUUAUUAACGGCUAUAUACGCUUAUUUACGGCUAUGCAGUCUAUGUCAGCCAUGCAUGGCUAUGUGCGGGUUUUUACAGUUAGUAUGGCUUUGUAGGGCUAUGCACGGCCUAUUUACGGCCAUGUACGGCUAUGUAUAGCCAUGCACGGCUAUGUACGGCUAUGCACGGCUACCUACGGCUAUGUACGUCUAGGCACGGCUAUGUACGGCCAUGCACAGCUAUGUACGGCUAUGCAUGGCUACCUACGGCCAUGUACGGCUAUGUAUGGCCAUGCACGGCUACCUACGGCUAUGUACGUCUAGGCACGCUAUGUACGGCCAUGCGCAGCUAUUUACGGCUAUGAACGGCUACGUACGGCCAUGCACGGCAAUGUAUGGCUAUGCACGUCUGGGCACGGCUAUGUAUGGCCAUGCACAGCUAGCCACGGCUACGGCUAUGCACUGCUUUUCACCUCCAUGUACGGCUUUGCUGAGCUAUGUAAGGCUAUGUACGGGUACGUAACGCUAUGUACAGCUAUGCACGGCUAAAUACGGCUAUGCACGGCUAUGCACAACUAUAUACGGCCAUGCACGGGUAUUUACUGUUAUGUACGGCUAUGUACGGCUAUGUAGGGCUAUUUAGGGCUAUGAAAGGCUAUUUACGGCCAUGCACGGCUAUUUACGGCUAUUUACGUUUACGUACGGCUUUGCAGGGCUAUGCACAGCCAUGUACGGCUAUGCACGGCUACCUACGGCUAUGUACGUCUAGGCACGGCUAUGUACGGCUAUGCACAGCUAUGUACGGCUAUGCAUGGCUACCUACGGCCAUGUACGGUUAUGUAUGGCCAUGCACGACUACCUACGGCUAUUUACGUCUAGGCAUGCUCUGUACGGCCAUGCACAGCUAUGUACCGCUACGGCUAUGCACGGUUUUUCACCUCUAUGUACGGCUUUGCUGAGCUAUGUAAGGCUAUGUACGGGUAUGUAGGAAUAUGUACAGCUAUGCACGGCUAAAUACGGCUAUGCACGGCUAUGCACGGCUAUGCACAGCUAUAUACGGCCAUGCACGGGUAUUUACGGUUAUGUACGGCUAUGUACGGCUAUGUAGGGCUAUUUAGCGCUAUGAACGGGUAUUUACGGCCAUGCACGGCUAUUUACGUUUACGUACGGCUUUGCAGGGCUAUGCACAGCCAUGUACGGCUAUGCACGGCCAUGUACGGCUAUGCACGGCUAUGUACGUCUAGGCACGGCUAUGUACGGCCAUGCACAGUUAUGUAAGGCAAAGCAUGGCUACCUACGGCCAUGCACGGGUAUGUAUGGCUAUGCACGUCUGGGCACGGCUAUGUAUGGCCAUCCACAGCCAUGUACGGCUAUGCACGGCUACCUACGGCUAUGCACGUCUAGGCACGGCUAUGUUCGGCCAAGCACAGCUAUGUACGACUAUGCACGGUUACCUACGGCCAUGUACGGCUAUGUAUGGCCAUGCACGGCUAUGUACGGCUAUGCACGUCUAGGCAAGGCUAUGUACGGCUAUGAACGGCUAGCUACGGCUAUGUACGGUCAUUCACGGCUAUUUACGGCUAUGCACGAUUAUGUACCUCUAAGUACGGUUUUGCAGGGCUAUAUAAGGCUAUGUACGGGUAUGUAACGCUAUGUACAGCUAUGCACGGAUAAAUACGGCUAUACACGGCUGUGCACAGCUAUAUACUGCCAUGCACGGGUAUUUACGGUUAUGUACGGCUAUGUACGGCUAUGUAGGGCUAUUUAGGGCUAUAAACGGCUAUUUACGGCCACGCACGGCUAUUUACGGCUAUUUACGUUUACGUACGGCUUUGCAGGGCAUGCACAGCCAUGUACGGCCAUGCACGUCUAGGCACGGCUAUGUACGGCCAUUCACAGCUACCUACGGCUAUGUACGUCUAGGCACGCUAUUUACGGGCAUUCACAGCUAUGUACGGCUAUGCACGGCUACCUACGGCCAUGCACGGGUAUGUAUGGCUAUGCACGUCUGGGCACGACUAUGUAUGGCCAUGCACAGCCAUGUACGGCUAUGCACGGCUACCUACGGCUAUGCACGUCUAGGCAUGGCUAUAUUCGGCCAAGCACAGCUAUGUACUACUAUGCACGGUUACCUACGGCCAUGUACGGGUAUCUAUGGCCAUGCACGGCUAUGUACGGCUAUGCACGUCUAGGCACGGCUAUGUACGGCUAUGCACGGCUAGCUACGGCUAUGUACGGCUAUGAACGGCUAGCUACGGCUAUGUACGGCCAUUCACGGCUAUUUACGGCUAUGCACGGUUAUGUACGUCUAAGUACGGCUUUGCAGGGCUAUGUAAGGAUAUGUACGGGUAUGUAAGGCUAUGUGCGGCUAUACACGGCCAAAUACGGCUAUAUACGGCUAAGUAAGGCUAUGCACGGCCAUGUACGGCCAUGUACGGCUAUGCACGGCUUUUCACCUCUAUGUACGGCUUCGCUGAGCUAUGUAAGGCUAUGUACGGGUAUGUAAGGAUAUGUACAGCUAUGCACGGCUAAAUACACCUUUGCACGUCUAGGCACGGCUAUGUACGGCCAUUCACAGCUAUGCACAGCUACCUACGGCUAUGUACGUCUAGGCACGCUAUUUACGGCCAUGCUCAGCUAUGUACGGCUAUGCACGGCUACCUACGGCCAUGCAUGGGUAUGCAUGGCUAUGCACGUCUUUGCACGGCUAUGUAUGGCCAUGCACAGCAAUGUUCUGCUAUGCACGGCUACCUAUGGCUAUGCACGUCUUGGCACGGCUAUGUUCGGCCAAGCACAGCUAUGUACGACUAUGCACGGUUACCUACGGCCAUGUACGGCUAUGUAAGGCUAUGCACGUCUAGGCACGGCUAUGUACGGCUAUGCACGGCUAGCUACGGCUAUGCACGGCUAUGAACAGCUAGCUACGGCUAUGUACGGCCAUUCACGGCUAUUUACGGCUAUGCACGAUUAUGUACGUCUAAGUACGGCUUUGCAGGGCUAUGUAAGGCUAUGUACGGGUAUGUAACGCUAUGUACAGCUAUGCACCGCUAAAUACGGCUAUACACGGUUGUGCACAGCUAUAUACUGCCAUGCACGGGUAUUUACGAUUAUGUACGGCUAUGUAGGGCUAUGUACGGCUAUCUAGGGCUAUUUAGGGCUAUAAACGGCUAUUUACGGCUAUUUACGUUUACGUACGGCUUUGCAGGGCUAUGCACAACCAUGUACGGCCAUGCACGUCUAGGCACGGCUAUGUACGGCCAUUCACAGCUACCUACGGCUAUGUACGUCUAGGCACGCUAUUUACGGCCAUGCUCAGCUAUGUACGGCUAUGCACGGCUACCUACGGCCAUGCACGGGUAUGCAUGGCUAUGCACGUCUUUGCACGGCUAUGUAUGGCCAUGCACAGCAAUGUUCUGCUAUGCACGGCUACCUAUGGCUAUGCACGUCUUGGCACGGCUAUGUUCGGCCAAGCACAGCUAUGUACGACUAUGCACGGUUACCUACGGCCAUGUACGGCUAUGUAAGGCUAUGCACGUCUAGGCACGGCUAUGUACGGCUAUGCACGGCUAGCUACGGCUAUGCACGGCUAUGAACAGCUAGCUACGGCUAUGUACGGCCAUUCACGGCUAUUUACGGCUAUGCACGAUUAUGUACGUCUAAGUACGGCUUUGCAGGGCUAUGUAAGGCUAUGUACGGGUAUGUAACGCUAUGUACAGCUAUGCACCGCUAAAUACGGCUAUACACGGUUGUGCACAGCUAUAUACUGCCAUGCACGGGUAUUUACGAUUAUGUACCGCUAUGUAGGGCUAUGUACGGCUAUCUAGGGCUAUUUAGGGCUAUAAACGGCUAUUUACGGCCACGCACGGCUAUUUACGGCUAUUUACGUUUACGUACGGCUUUGCAGGGCUAUGCACAACCAUGUACGGCCAUGCACGUCUAGGCACGGCUAUGUACGGCCAUUCACAGCUACCUACGGCUAUGUACGUCUAGGCACGCUAUUUACGGCCAUGCACAGCUAUGUACGGCUAUGCACGGCUACUUACGGCCAUGCACGGGUAUGUAUGGCUAUGCACGUCUGGGCACGGUUAUGUAUGGCCAUGCACAGCCAUGUACGGCUAUGCACGGCUACCUACGGCUAUGCACGACUAGGCACGGCUAUGUUCGGCCAAGCACAGCUAUGUACGACUGUGCACGGUUACCUACGGCCAUGUACGGGUAUGUAUGGCCAUGCACGGCUAUGCACGUCUAGGCACUGCUAUGUACGGCUAUGCACGGCUAGCUACGGCUAUGUACAGCUACGAACGGCUAGCUACGGCUAUGUACGGGCAUUCACGGCUAUUUACGGCUAUGCACGGUUAUGUACGUCUAAGUACGGCUUUGCAGGGUUAUGUAAGGCUAUGUACGGGUAUGUAAGGCUAUGUGCGGCUAUACACGGCCAAAUACGGCUAUAUACGGCUAAGUAAGGCUAUGCACGGCCAUGCGCGGCCAUGUACGGCUAUGCACGGCUUUUCACCUCUAUGUACGGCUUUGCUGAGCUAUGUAAGGCUAUGUACGGGUAUGUAAGGAUAUGUACAGCUAUGCACGGCUAAAUACGGUUAUGUACGGCUAUUUACGGCUAUUUACGUUUACGUACGGCUUUGGAGGGCUAUGUAUGGCCAAGUACGGUAAUGUACGGGUAUGUGCGGCUAUGUACAGCUAUUUGCACGGCUUUUCACCUCUAUGUACGGCUUUGCUGAGCUAUGUAAGGCUAUGUACGGCUAUGUAUAGCUAUGUACGGCUAUGUAUAGCUAUGUACGGUUAUGUACAGCUAUGUACGGCUAUGAAGGGCUAUGCACCGCCAUGUAGGCUUAAGGCACGGCUGUUCACGUCUAUGUACGAUAAUGUUCAGCUAUGCACGGCUAUCUCCGGCUAUUUACGGCUAUGCACAGAUUUGUACCGCUAUCUAUGGCUAUGCAUGUGCGGCCAUGCACGGCUAUUUACGUCUAUGUACGGCUUUGCAGGUCUAUGCAAGGCUAUGUACGGCUAUCUACAGACAUGCACCGCUAUGUACGGCCAUGCACGGCUAUGUACGGCUAUGCACGGGUAUCUACAGCUAUAUACGGCCAUAUACAGCUAGGUACGGCUAUUCACGGCUAUUCACGUCUAUGUGCGGCUUUUCCGGGGUAUGUAAGGCUAAUAUGUACAGCUAUGCACGGCUAAAUACGCCUAUGCACGGCUAUGGACAGCUACAUUCGGCCAUGCAAGGGUAUUUACGGCUAUGUACAGCUAUGCACGGCUAUGUGCGGUUAUAUACGGCUAUGUAGUAGUAUGCACGGCUAUAUAGGAGUAUAUACGGCUAUAAGGGCUAUGUACGGUUAUGUACGGCUAUGUACGGCCAUACACAGCUGUGCAGCGCUAUGUAAUCCCUACGUAAGCGCUACUUAACCUUACAUAGGCGUACAGAACCCUACAGUCCUACAGAGCCCUAUAUAACCCUACGUAGCCAUAUAUUGGAACAUUCGUUUGGCAAAAUGUUUGAGCCGCUUUUUAAAAGUGCGCCGGUACGCCGUCCUGCGAAAGUUUAUCUCCUUCCUUACGACGUGCGGCUAAGAGAAUUUAUCAUCCUUGCAGUUUUUUGUAAAAGCUACAACAUUUUUCCUGUGAUAAGCGUCCUCCAGCUACAACCUCCUGUUUUGCAUGUGCACCCCUUCUUCAUGCAUUAAAAUUUUAGAUACGCGCGCAUCAUUUUUCUUUUGUCAGUGAGCGUAAUAUUUUGGGAGAACUGAGCCUUGCAAUUCCUUUUGUCUUUUUUGUUCAUUGACUAAAGUAAAAAAAAACGGUAAAAAUUUACAAGCAUGAUUUAUUAGCAUCAUGUGUGGCAUUAUUAGCUCGAGUGUGGGUCAUGCGAGCAACCGCGCGCGAGACUUCUCUAUACGAACGAGGUACGAAUUUAAUAGACCAAAAUUGUACACUGUUUAUCCAGGCAUUCAAAGCCAGAUUGUCAUUUCCUGUCUGCAUGGCUUAAAGCGUGUAAGCCUUUAUAGUAUGCUAACUUUAGACCUUUUAGCCGGUGUUUUUUAACUCCAGCCAAAAGUGCGCAAUAGCUGCAAACUGCAUCACGUGUUAUUUCCAAAUGUGUGAUAAAUAUAAUGGAUAUAAACCAGGUUAUAUCUAUGUUUUUCUUUUGAUGGUUGUUAUUUGUAAAUUGAACAUCAUCUUCCUUUGAUUUUCUUCCUUCUCCAAGAUAUAACUUUUAAAUAAAUAGGAUUUCGAUAACUAAAGUGCGUAUUUGCUGCAAAAACAAAUAUCUGCUACCAUAUCAUCCGCAUUUUAAACAGUUCCGUGUAAAAUAAGGUUCUACAGCGGGUAAUAUUCAUGGCUACCUUUAGCUGGCUGUGCCUUGGUUGGUAGGCAUCAUUAUGUAUUGCUUCUCUUCUUUUAUCACGACUUAACUUCGAAAUAAAUUACAUGCUUCUUUUCUGAGCGAAAACCAAAGUGCGUAUUUGCUGCAAAAACGAGUAUUUGCUACCUUAUGAUCCGCAUUUUACACAGUUUUGUGUAAAAUAAGCUUCUAGAGCGGGUAAUAUUAAUGGCUACCUUUGGCUGGCUGUUCCCUGGUUGGUAGGCAUCAUUAUGCAUUGUUGAUCUUCUUUUAUCACGGCUUAACUUCGAAAUAAAUUACAUGUUUCUUUUCUGAGCGAAAACCAAAGUGCGUAUUUGCUGCAAAAACGAGUAUUUGCUACGGAAUAGGUUUUUGGAUAAAAAAUGCAUUCAAAGUGCUUUGACACCUCAAAAAUUGUUUCGGAAGAGUUUCUUUUGUGAAGCGCUUACUUUCCACAUAAAAAUUGGAGAAGGUAUCACAAAGGGUUAUUAUUUUUACAGCAAAUACGUUUUGGGUUGUCUAAAAAAAAUCUUGAGUCUGAAACUGGUGCCGAACAUGUACCUGAGAACAACGUUUAGUCCUUAAUUUAAGUUAAAGCAAAAUUGAAAAUAUUUCCAAACACGGAGGGGUUUAAUAGUAAUUCUUAUUACCCUAAGGACCUUACAAAUCCGUUUUGUUUGGCAAAUUUUACAAAAUUUUUGGUUGAUGUACCAAGAAAUGCGUAUUUGCUACGUUAAGUUGGUUUGAACUAGAAAAUAUUCUGGAAAAGUAAAAUAAAUUAGAAAAGGGUAACUUUUCUUGCUGAAACCUCGAAAGACUUGGAAAUAAUCCUCAUAAUUAUCGUACUGAGUUUUACGAAUCGUCUUUCACGCACUAGUCUUUAUCUUAGCCUUAAGACAAGUUUCGUUUAUUCAAACCUCUUCAGUUUGGCUAAAACUGUUACAAUACGUACGUAUGUUACGUAUUGUAACAGUUUUAGCCAAACUGAAGAGGUUUGAAUAAACGAAACUUGUCUUAAGGCUAAGAUAAAGACUAGUGCGUGAAAGACGAUUCGUAAAACUCAGUACGAUAAUUAUGAGGAUUAAUUAGAAAAGGGAGAACGUAUUUUCGGUAUGUAAAAGCUUAGCUUAUUGGCUUGCCCAAAAGAAGUGAGGUUUGAUAUGUAAAACGUUUUAAAAUUUUCAAAAGGAGAAAACGUAGCAGAUACGGACAGAUGAAUCUAAAGAGAGAGAGAGAGAGAGAGAGAGAGAGAGAGAGAGAGAGAGAGAGAGAGAGAAUAAAAGCAUUACAUGUUUAAUGUCAAUUAAUUAAUUGCAGAGCCUUCAUCCAUUCAGUCAAUCGAAGAUCAGUUUGUUGUUGAACGUCGCAAUACAAGUCUCAUUUGUAAUGCAUCUGGGACCCCUCGGCCAACUGCAGUGUCCUGGAUCUAUGUCGCCAGUGGUCUGCGCACUAACGGCAGUAUACUGGAGUUUGCCAACGUUAAAAGAAGUGAAGCUGGAGAAUACAGAUGUGAAGCUAGCAAUGAGUGUGGAAAUGCAAUAGAGGCUGUUAACGUUACUGUGCAGUGUGAGUAGAUUUAGCAUAAGACAUUACAUUGGUUCAUAUCAAGUGAUGGAUCAAGCAGGACCUUUUUGUACUCUGAAAAAUAACUAUAACAACAAUAUGAUGCUAUGACACUGUAGGAUAAUCCCAACAUUUAUGCAUCAGUCAAUUUCAGCUGCGUCCAUCCCUUUCGUUUUUGCUUCGUUUUCGAGAUUUGGAUGCUCUGUUUUCGAGAUGUGGAUGCUCCGUUUUCGAGAUUUGGGUGCUUCGUUUUCGAGAUUUGAGUGCUUCGUGCUUCGGUCUUUGUUUUCGAGCGCGUCGUUUUCGAAACUACCAUGUUCAUAUUCACGGACAAAAGUAAAUCGCUAUUAGUUAUUCAGAUCCAGGAGACAAUUUGGAGAAAUUAAACAACCUAAAAGUUUACUAAGCCGCAAGGAAGAAGUUUACGUUUUAAAUGAGAACAAAGAAAAUGUUUUCGACGCGCAUCAGAAGGCGAAUCGUUCCGACCAGGAAUAAACCGCAGAAAAUCAAUGCUUGUCACGACCCCUCAGUAUGAAACAAGCAGCAAAAAUAAUGCACAUUAGCUCAGUCAUAAUCUACCCGCAGGAGAAAAAACUCAUUGGAACAAGCAGCAUUUUCGCACGAGGUAAAAGUCGUGUUUUCCCUACCGACUACAUAUGCCAGAUAGUACAACUGGAACGGCAGUGAUUUUCCAUUUGGCCGGUCGGCAAGACCGCCAGUAUCAUUAUGUCUCCACACCAUCGAAUGUUCCAGUGACUACGACUGUUGCCUUAUCUAAAUCUUCCGUACAUACAGGCAUCUGAUAUUUCCAAUUCUAAACGUACGUGAUGUGUGCUUGGAUUGUUUGGAUUUGAUCUUUGUCACCUUCAAACCACCCGCGUCCCGAUCACGCGCCUAUUGCGAUUGCAAUCCAGUCAGAGCAUUUGAAAAGUUUGAUAUCUCUAAGAAACCAAUCAGCAAAACAUCCAGGAUGUUUUGGUAUAAACGAGGUUGUAAUUAGCUCGGCGCUAUCAAAGGGAUGGCGCUCUGAUCCAGAGGCUUUUCGCGCGCGUCCCUUUUUAGACUUUACCGAAACCGGAAACCGCACAUGAAAAGCCUCUGGCACCCCGGGUAUAUGCGACUGUGUGAUCAAUGAAAAAUGUUGCAGUGUUGACAGAGGACGGGGCAUUUGCCCUCUUUUCUCGUCCCCACCGCGGGGAAUUUGACAGUUCAGGAGUCCCCACCCCUGGGAAUUUGCCAUCCAAGGCAAAAAAAAAUGCUAAUGCCGGGGGUCAGCCCAGAGGGGAGGGGGGUUGGGGGCGGGGCUGGGCGCAGCUGGAAUUGACUGAUGCAAUAGUAUAAAAGUGGAAGGCAAUAUGGAUACCAUGUUAAUUAUUACAGAAGAAACAACUGUAUUAAUUUUGUAUUUAAAUCAACAUUUGGUAGACGUUAUGGGUUGUAAGUCAUAGAAAUACUGCACAGGCCAGAGGACAAAAAUUAUUGUAUGUUUUACCUAAGGCUAUAAACUGGAUGUUACAUUUAAUGCACUGUUCUAGUAAUACAUGUUAACAUAAUCGCUGACAAGAUAGAUUGCCGUUAUAUCUUCUUCAAUCAUAACCCUACAGGAGCAUUUUGUGUAUGGGUCAAGGCACUACAAAUGACUAAUAAAGUAAAUCGAACUAAAGCAGAAAGAAUUAUUCUCCUUUAAAUGAUACUUCUUUGUGUUUUUACCCCAUUCUAGAUCCACCAGAAAAUGUCGUAUUGGCAACAAAUGCCACUGCAAAUAAAGCUUGUCAGAAGAUGCAGUAAGCUUCACCUGCUCAGCCGAUGCUGUUCCAUCCGCGAUGUCAUUCCAGUUGUUUAAAGAUAACGUUUCCUUUGAGAUAAGUGACUCAGGAAUGUGGGUGAAAACACUGUCAGAGGGAGGCGUGUUUAACUACAAAUGUGUAGCUAACAAUCCCAUUGGAUCAACAAGCAGCACAAAUGUUAGCAUUACUGUUAAUGGUAAGUGAGACCGUAAAAAUACGUUGGCACUCAGGCUAACACUUAGGAAUUAUUUGACUGAUUCUAGUUACGCACGAUCUGAUCUCUGUGUUCACUGUAUAUAUUCUGCUACAUCAGCAUUUAAUGAAGAAUAUCAGUGACAUCAUGGGCGUACACAUAUUUAAUAUGCGAAUGACACCACCGUAUAAAAGCAUACAAUUACUUGUAUGAGUACUUUUUUGACACUUAAAAUAUUGUAUGUUUUCUCUGAGUUUCAACAAUAAACAGGCUCAUGCUUCUUGUCCGCCAUUACCAUGCAUCAUUAGAUCUUGGAUUUAACUCAACAUGCAAGGACAACUAGACCUGUGCUUUGGACAAGUACAACUAGAACCUCACCUGUCCAUUGGACAAGUGAAGUUCACAAAUUUUUGUCUAACCCUGACAUAUAUGUCAUAACUGAGAAACUGUAUGCAAUAAAUUUUCUUAAUUAAAUAGAUGCGUGUAGACUUUUUUAAGCAACUAAAGUGUACUAAGAGAGAUGGCAUUUUGUGUGAUACAUGAGGAGGUGCAACUAGAUGGGAAAUGAGACGAGUACUUGUUUGCUAUUUUCGGAAGGUUUAUUCUAAUUAGAACUCAUACUCUUAUGUUUCUGACCAGGGGAUGGACUCCUUUAAAGGGCACGAGUAGUGUCAGUUAGCUUGUAUCUGAAGCAUGGUACACGCUGUUGUAGUACUUACAUGUACAGUCACUUACUCCGCCAGUUCUCCCGAAACGUUUCUGGGCCCAGUUGUUUGAAGGCUGAUUAGUGCUUACCCGGGGUUAAAUUUAACCCCGGGUAAGCGCCAAUCAAAAGAAUUAUCUUGGAUACUCCGUGAUUUCUCUUUUCAUUUUUGGAGCAUCCAAUAAUCAAAUUGUAGACAAAAAAAUUAAACUGAAUUUGCUUUUUAAGCUUUCAUAUCUGAAUUCAAAUUUCGCACUAAACCUGGGUUAUCUAAACCCAGGUUUAAACAACCCGCCUUUGCCGAACAAAACAGCUAUAGAAUUUCAUUUGCAUUUCAAUCAAAAUGUCCCAUAAAAGAAGUUUUUCACUCAGUCAUCUGUAGCACAUAGCUUUAGUAUCUGUGUUUGCAGUUUAGUCUUGAUGGCCCCGACCAUUAUGUCAAUCAGUAGAAACAGCUGCUAGUCUUUCUUUUUUUACUUUUAUAUUUAAUUUUUCACCCCAGAGCCGUCAAGCAUCCACCCUUUGCAAAACGAGACAAUAACUGAAGGUGGUAACUUGAAUCUGUCUUGCAAUGCAUCUGGUACACCUCCGCCAGUCGUGUCAUGGGUGAGGAUUAGCACUGGUCAACGCUUUGAUGUUAGUGUGUUACAACUCACCAAUAUCAACAGGAGUAAAGCUAAAGACUACAGAUGUGAAGCCAGCAAUGAGUGUCGUAAUGCAUCAGAGGUACAAAACAUUGAUGUGCAGUGUAAGUAAUGAACGGAGUUCACCAAAUUCUGCCAUAUCGUUAAGGGCGCUUUGGCAACCACGUCGGCGACGAUGGCAAAAACGUCACUUAAAAAGUAAACUGGUCCUCUUUCAAACAUCAUCGCUAUUAUUCCGCUGUGUUCAAUUUGUCAAAAGUUGUUAAUUUUGCUUAAUUUGACGUCUGUGGACUAUAUCUAAGUUCAGAAAAAAAAAUCGUUUUGUUUUUAUCACGUUCUCCAUAAAACGUUAGAUUAAGAAUUUUCACGUCGCAGUCGUGCAACGAAGCUCAAGAAAUGUAAAAAAAAAAAAUAAAUAAAAAAAAUAAAAAAAGAAAGUAAGAAAAGAAUGUGUGAAUCACGUGCAAAGCUGUUGUUUUGCUCAUGUAAUCCUAUAUUGCUCUUUUACUGUUCUCGUUGUCGUUGCCAACGCUAUCGUCGUUGCUUAAGCUUUCUGUUAAGCUUUCAGUCAGUCUUAGUGUACAGUACGAGCAUGUGUUUUGAGCCGUUGAUAGUGUCGCGUUAGGGGGAAGAAGAGAGAGAGCCUGAGUACCAGUUGUUAGAUUGACAUCACAUUGACAUGGUCUGUUUGGCUCUUUUUCCCUUCUAAAAAAUAAACACUUUACAGAAGACGUUGUUUAGGGAACUGAGCACUUAACGCCUUUCAUAAAUUUUGCAUCGAAGGGAACGUGACUUAGACGAAAUUUGAUUGCCCGGUUCUCCAAAGCCCAUUGAGCAUUAAUCCAGGGUUGAAUUUUUUUUUCACUGUCUUGUGGAUUAUUUGUGGACCUUUUUUAGACUGUCAUUUUUGGUUUACAGGACCGGCUCUCUGACUAAAGACUCGCAAGUUUUUAUGAGUUGUUUUAUUAGGGGAUUCUGUUUUAAAAUAAGGAUAACGUUUUGUCUGAUGUUCACCGUUAUACAUGGAUUGCGGUGGCAAUACAAUUAAGCGAACCAACGGCUUAAGAGUAGCAUUAAAGUUAUAGUGUCUUUGGUGGUUGUCUGAUUAUUUUUUUCCGUUUUUAUCUUACAUAAAUUAUAUGUAUGUUGUAGUGUUUAGGGAGAAAAUCCCAUAAUAAUAUACAAGUAAAUGGCGUCUUUUGGCCAAUGUUUUGUUUUUUUCCUGGCUAUCAUGCCACAUUAAUUGUUGAUUGAACUUUGUCGUGUUAAUAUAAACAGUUUUUUUCCUUAUAGACAAGCCAGAGAACGUCCAGCUAACAACAAACGCCAGUGCAAACAAAGCAUGCCAGAAUGACGUCUUGAAACUUCCUUGUUCAGUCGGUGAUGCUAAUCCAGAAGUGACGUCAUAUCAGUUGUUUCGAAAUGGCACUGAUGUUGGGGAAAGCAACACAGGAAUGUGGGUUAAAACGCUGUCAAACAGCGGCCUAUCGAUGUACAAAUGUGUGGCAAACAACUCUGUGGGAAGUUCAGAAAGCCCGAGUGUUUCCAUCACUGUUAAUGGUAAUCAUGAAUUUCGUUUUUCAUGUCCGCCUCUUUUCACCCUUCCAGCAGAGCCUUUCUAUUGCUAGUUUGAUGUUGGCGCACUCGAGAAAGACUCUGCUUGCACCAAGUAAAACCUUUGUUGAGCAUGCAUUAAAUGCUGCUUGGAUAUAGUUUCGAUUACAGGCCUAAUAGCUCGGCGCUUGGUACAGCGGGCUUAGUUAUGGUUAUCGGUUUAUCAGUAAACGGAUGCUCACACUCGAAAAAGCCAGAAAACAAGAUUGACUAGUGCAGAAGUUCGGGCUGCGAUGACUUCAAAGGUUUGACACGAUUCAGGCAGAGCCUCCUUAAAAUCUCAUCCAUAAUUAAGAAAUAAAAAUGACGCUCAGGCUGUGCUCGCAGGAUGACGUGUUUUAUGUAGUUGUUCGAAUUUGUAAUAAUAAUUGGUUAAUGAUAAGGAAUUUUGGAGAGUAUUCGCUUCCUCUUGCGGUUUUCCCUUUUCGUAUGUACCUGCAUGACUGUGUUUCUUGUAUGAUGUUUAAACGGCAUUUUGCACCUAUUCAGCCCCUAGGCUUUUAAUAGUCACGAUGCUAUCCAUUGGAUAAACGGAACUGAAAUAGAUCUGGCUGCCAUUCAUCACGUGUAGCUGAAACCGUCUUAAUCUUCUGCAUGAGCUUUGCCCUUAGUCCGUAUUUGUUUUUUCCGCAAUUUAUCUUGCGUUUUCUGCAAUUUGAGGCACCUGUUUAGUCAAAUCUUCGAAGGUUUCUUGGUAAUUGCUUGAAAGUAGACCUACACCUUCAAUUUUCCUCUUACGUUUCCAUUAUUUUAUUGCAGUGCCUCCGACUAUCGCGCCAGUACUAGAUAAGACAGUUAACGAGACUGACAACUUAACUUUGGCCUGCGUGGCAACUGGUGUCCCUUCACCCUUUGUUUCCUGGGUGAAGGUUAGCAGUGGACAGCGCGCAAAUGGAAGUUUGAUACAGCUCACUAAUAUUAGUAGGAGUCAAGCUGGGGAAUACAGAUGUGAGGUCAGCAACGAAUGUGGCAAUGCAGUGGAGACAGUGAACAUCACCGUACCAUGUAAGUUGCAAAGGUGUCGCUCAUGCCAUGGUAUUUUCGCGAAAAUUUCUGUAUUUUAAGAAGAGCGUGCAAUGUUGUUUAGAACUCAUAAAUUCCUUUAGCUUAAGAAAACAGCCGCCACACUGAUGAUGCGUCACUACCCAGAUCUGUGUAGUUCUUCUGAUUGGAUGAAGCAAAUUAUCAACCAAUCAGGAGCACUUCCCAGAUCUAAGUAGUGCUGCGUCAUGGAAUUUCUGCGCUCGUUCCUCAGACUUCAUUUUGCGGAGAAUCUAGUGGUGGCGUCGCGAAUUGCCGGCUCUUUUCUCAGGCUAAAAUUCCUGUUGUUAAAAUUUUUUCAGCAUCAUAAUGAUGCAGGAUCAGGGUAAAGUAGUACACAGUUCUAUCCCUGCUCCUUUAGUUUUUAGUGUUUGACUGUUAGACUUCCAUAAAUCCUGAAUACCGGCCUAUAUACAGACUUCUGCAUUUCAACCCAGUCUAUUGCGAUCUCCCCAAUCGUACGGAUCGUCCUGUAUGGCAUCAUUAACGUUUCUAUAUGAUCGUCUCAAUCGCCUGAAUGCCGGCCUGUAUACAGGUUGCGAUCGUCCCAAUGGUACGGAUCGUCUUGUAACGCAUGAGAGGUGUUCCAUAUGAUUGUCUGCUGAACACAUACAAUACCCUUCCUAGAUAAGUCUUCCCGACUGUCGGAAGAUUGAAGGGCCACUAGCUGCUCGCUGGGUAAUUUUAAGUCGAACCGGGUGAUCGAUACGACCCAGACGAUUAUAUAGAAGAGAGGGGAAACAAGGGAUAAAACCUCGGAAAACUACUUUGUAGUGCGCAUUUUAGACAAAUAUACGUUGAUCUAAUUCUAAAGUGACCUUCACGCUUUUUUUCCUAUAUCUCUCCAACUUAUGGCAUGAUUACAGGGUGUUGACAGUAAUUGCCGUUGCACCUGAAAAUGCAUAAAUUAUUAUUUUUAGUCAAACCUGAGAAUGUACGUUUGGUAGCGACCAACAUUGGGGAUGAAGCCUGCCAGGACGAUUCUGUGUCCCUGAGCUGCUCAGCUGAUGCUAGUCCACCAGUCUGGUCUUACCAGUUUUUUGAAAAUGAUGUUCUUUUGGGAAGUAACAAUUCAGGAAUGUUGGCCACAUCACUAUCAAGUAGUGGAGAGCUCAUCUACAGAUGCGUUGCCAACAACCUUGUAGAAGCAGCAAACAGCGCAAAUGUUUCGUUUUAUGUUGGAGGUACUGUCACUUGUACAUGUGAAAGCCUGAGGUCCCUCCUCUCUUUUUCUUGAAGAAUGAAUUUUUUCCGUUUUCAAUAGAAAAAGAAAAAUGAAAGAAAAUCACGCCCGCACAUAUCGUCUGAAGAGUGGCACAGAGACCCCUCCGAUAUAUCUGUGACGAUACACUUUCAAGAUCGGCGCGGCACAGCUUCUUACGUUGUCGCCUUUGAACAGAACCCCUAUCCGAUAUGGUUUCCGUGCCAGCUCAAGGGGUAUCUGUGUACAAAAUAUAGGAUUCAAUUGUCUUUGUCGACUCAAUUGAUAAAACAAAAUCUUGCUAGCAAUUCUAUUCUCUUCUGUAAGAAUGGCAGAGUGGAAUGCUCCGGAAACUACGCAGUUCGCGCCUAAAUGGGUAAGUAAUUGCUUAUUUCGCGAACAAAUUGAUACCAGAUCACUUUUCAUUUCGACAAGACAGACUAUCCUGCUCAGUUGGGAGAGCGCCGGUCUGCUGAGCGGGAGGCCACGGGUUCAAACCCCAGCAAGACCAACACUCAGGGUCUUUAAAUAACUGAGAAGGAAGUGCUGCCUUUGUAAUGGCAUCUGCAAACGGUUAGACUUCCUAGUCUUCUCUGAUCAUGAUAAGGACUAAAAACGGUAGGUUCUGUCCCACAGCACUUACACUUAUCUCGUUCUUGUGGGACGUAAAAGAACCCACAACACUGUUCGAAAAGAGUAGGGGACGUAGACCCCGGUGGUGUGGACAAAUUCACACAUCAUUCACAUCAUGGGUUGGGUGGGUACAGUAAGCUCAUAAAUGGACUAAGAGUGGCUGCCAGGGGCGCCUUUGUAUGCUGACGUCCAAGCUUACUGUUCACAUGUUGAUAAUAAUAAUAACAAUAAUAAUAAUAAUAAUAAUAAUAAUCAACUUUAUUUAACGAGGGUAACAAGGGACAGUACUUCAACUGAAUAACUAGUGGCCCUCAAGAUAAACGUAAAGACGGCCGUAAAGACGGCACGUCUGUUGUCCUCUCGUCCAUGACUCUUUCCUUCCUUCCAAAGUUAGCCAUGCUGUGUUGUUAUGUCGUGAAGCUGGUGUUAUAUGGCACGUGCAAUUCGUGAAAAGAAAACCAAUUAAGAAGAAAACGGCAGGUAAAAGAAUAUAACGGUAAUCUUUCAACAUUUGUUCUGGGGACUGCAUGUAAUUUUUGUUUGAUUGCAGUACCGUCAUCCAUCCAUCCAAUCAAUACAAAAUGAGACUUUGGUUGAAGGUUCAAGCUGGAAUCUGACCUGUAACGUGUCUGGAAUCCCGCCACCCAACGUUACUUGGAUCGAAGAGGGCAGUGGUCAACGCACACCAGGAAAUGUUUUUAGGUUGAUCGAUAUUUACAGAAAUCAAAGUGGAAAGUACAGAUGUGAAGCAAGCAAUAGGUGUGGCAAUAAGUCAGUGACUACAUUCGUCAAUGUGCUUUGUAAGUGAAAGGAAUAAUAAUCAUAAGAAUAUGUACAGUGAAACCUGCAUUUAGCUUGCCUCGUUUUAAUAAAUCCCUUUCCAGUAUCUUUUGCGUCGCUGAAUUUAGCGAUAUCUAUCUGUAAUUUUCAUGUUUGCAGAAAGAUUAGCCUGCGAAUUGCAGACGUAUUUCCGGUCGUCGCUUCUCUAACCUCUGACAUUUUCGGAGGGAGAGAAGCGACAAUCCGAAGUACGUCUGCAGUCCACAGGCUACAGAAUGAUGGAACAGGGUAGAGUAUAAUUCGUAUGCGAUAUGCAAAAAACUUGGGGUGAUCAGAUGGCUUGAUUGUCCAUGUGAAAUUAUAUGGAAGUUGCAUUUCAAUUGUCCAAACAAUUCAUCUCUGUUUUUUUUCUGCCUCCUGCCUUCCUCUUCCUUUCUUUCCUCAUUUAUGCUUUUUUCUUAUUUAGUCUCCCCCUUGCCCGUCUUGUCAUUUCAGGAGCCCAAAAUGUUUCGCUCUUGGUGUCCUUGCAAAAUUUUCCAGCCAUUGAUCUUAAUAGCCCCUCUUAUCGACGUUUUCUUUGUAUUUCUGUGCAAGAAAUUCUUAGCUAUUUCCCAUAACUUCGAAUUGAGAGCGUUCAUUUUUGUAAAAGCGGUUCUUUCCAGCGUCCACGCUUCACUGCCAUAGGUGGCUACUUGAAAAUGCAAGUUUUGGGAAUUUUUGUGAUGUAGUUGUGCCUGAGGUCGUGUACACUAAACCUGGCAUAGUAACAGGUGGUAUAAAGAGUACCUACAACCUCUGGUUUAAAUAAUGUGGUUACUUCCUACCAAGUUUAAAACGGAGGACGAGGAGAAGGUGUGAAUUUCCUUUUGCAACUGGUAGUCCUUGGCUUUUGCUAGUUCUCAACUCGACUAACUUGAAAGGCAGGGCUCGCCGUCUAAUGCAAACCAACCUUGACUGUAACUAAUAUUUUACUAUUGUCUUUUUUCCGUAGACCCUCCAGUCCUAACACACAUUUCUAACAACCAGACACUUAAUGCAGGCUCCAGUGUGACUCUGAACUGCUCAGCAGAUGGUAAUCCGCCUCCAGUCAUCAGCUGGACAAGAGUAUCCUAUAACAGUGCUGUCGUCUUUCCUUUGACCAAUAUUGGACUACAGCAUGAAGGAACCUACAGAUGCACUGCUAAUAACGGUGUUGGAAGUGCUGUUACUAGAGACGUAUCCAUUGUUGUACACUGUGAGUACUUUUGCACAGUUGCCUAGUUGGACGCUGUUUAUCUGUCUUGAAUUAUUAUAUGCAGGUAGUCUAUAUGAAAUCGGAUGGGAAUGGAAUUGAAUUAUGUUUUCAUUAAUUUUGCUUGGCUGUCCAGGCUCAUGUCACACGAAAGAAGUGUUCCGUGUGAUGAGAUCUGAUGAGGUAGAGUCGCGGCAACUUUUCACUGCUAAUAAUGGUGUUGGAACUGUUUUACUAGAUAUUUGUCCGUACUUGUACAUUGUGAGUCCUCUUUGCACUUUUUUGACGCUAAUACGUCAAAAAAAGUUUUAUAGUAAUACAUUACGUAAGUGGGCUUGAAAGUUUACGUAAGACAAAGAGUUUUUGUUAGCAUUACGGGAAGAAAACAAUUUUUUCUUAACUUGCAUGUACACUUACAUGUAGCGUUAGUAAUAUCCAAUCAUAGAUCUUACUGUUUAGCUAAAAAAAAUCCACUUUUAGUUGACAAUGCACUUUGUUUUUGAACGUAUCUGUGUAGCCGGUGUCUUGCCGUACAGCUCAGUUCAAAGUGGCCGCCACACCUGGCCCCGUCUUUUUCCCAUUAAGUUUCCGUCCGAUGGAAAUGAUUUUACCGUAUAUUCUACGGAAAUUAUGGGGAAGGCAGGGUCAGUAUAGACGAAAGCUAGUUAUAGAUAAAUAGAUAAAAGCUAAGUAUUCAUUGCAAGGGAAACCUGAAAUGUUACCUUACAGUUAUUUUUGGUUUCAAUUUUUAGUUCUUCCAUUGAUCGAACCGUUGGAAGAAAGAAAAGUUGUCGUUAGAGGGAAAUCUCUUACUUUAUUUUGCAAUGUCUCUGAGAAUCCAGCACCAGUUGUGUUUUGGACGCACGUUGAAAGUAACGAGAAGUUAAACAAUAGCAAAUGGGAAAUAAAGGAUGCUACAGAAAGGGAUGUUGGAAGAUACCAGUGUGACGCAAUUAAUAUCUAUGGACAUGCCAGUGACACCACCGAAAUCGUAUUGUUACGUAAGUGUUUGUAAAGUCAUGCACGUAACUAUGCGUAACAACUUUGUUAUGAUAGAGGUUUGUUAUUAAACAUUCCUAAUAUUCCCCUGAGAAUUAAACAUUCUUAAGGCAGAUGCCGUAACAACUUACGAUCCUUUGGAAUUUCCCAAUGAUUGUUGCCUACAAAGGUUUUCUUUCAUUCAACAAAUCUAUUCUUCGUUUAACUUUACCAUUUUCCCAUCCAUCGCAUAACUCUAACUGCGGGAUAAAUCCCGAACACAUCCCGUAAUCACCUGAUUCGCCCUUUGUUAGGGCCAACGCUCCCAACAAUUCCCAUCUUUUCAAUCCUUCUACACUCUGAAACAAAAAAAUUAAAUUGAAAAUAAAUGAGAAACUAAAAGUUUGUAUUUCAUUUGCUUACCGUCACUAUACCACGGUUUCGUAAGAAAAAAAAAAAUAUCUUUUUUUCAAUAAAGAAUUACUUCAGCUGUUUACGUUAUUUCUUUUAAGAACCUUCUUGCAAAAUCUCAAACAAUUUAUACGUUAUACUUCUUCUUACGUAGGCUUUCCAAGCGUUUACUCUUUUCGGAGUUUUCAGAGCAUUUUCUCUGUAUAACUUUAUUUACCGUGUUUUAAGUUGACUCCAUAUUUAGAUGUUAUAAAUGAGGUAAUAUAAAUCAACAUGUGCGUUAUUUUUUUUUAGAGAGUGUCACACCUUUUUCAACAACAGUUUCAUCGGAUACUGGAAUGCUUAACAAAGAUGUAAUAUAUGGACCGGUCAUUGGAGUCCUGGGAUUGAUCGUUAUUUCAGCUUUAAUAUACUUGGUAUUAAAGCAUCAGAGACGUAAGUAACAGGAAUCCUCUUAAUUUCUAAUUCCACUUGGAACGCAGAACCAGUUUUCAAAUGCAUUUUAGGCAUCAAACCCAGUGGGUAACUCGAUCUUUGUUGUUUCAGGUGAGUGCACGUGUCACAAAUCUUCCUAAUUCAACAUGAACUCCGUCAAGCUGUUUCUACUUUUACCGUUUCCUAUCCAAGUGGUAUACGUGUAUGAUUUUCUUGCAGUACGUAGCACCCCUCCAAAACAUUUGCCUAGGUUAGGUAUUAAACUCAACUUUCCAAUGGUGUUGGUUGCUAAUGGUUUCCACGUACUAGCACUGAAUGAGAAAUUUGUAAACCUCAUUUUCUUUCUUUUUUGAAAUUAGGUCAUCGAGCUGAUAGGUAAGUUACAGACAAAACCUAAUUUCCGUAUGACUUUCAUUUUUUUUUUAACUUUUAUCUGGAAAACAAUGUAGAGUAUUCGUCAUUUCUUGUAUCUGAUGAGAUGUUUUAUUUAUUUAGACAAUAUGAUAACCAAAAAGAAUUACACAGAUCUCACUUGGUAAGUACUAAAACUGGGGGGACACAAUGCGGCGUCGGGAUAAAUAUCUUAGCAUAUUCAUACCUAUUAGUUCAUUUUCGCGAAAAAAAAAAAAAAAACUAUUCUUAAUUGUUCAAAGAUAAUCCUCGGUGGUUUGAUGACAAUUUUUUUGAAAAAAAGAUAUCUGCAUGGUAUUGUGUCAAGCAAUAUGAAAGAAAAAAAGAAGUAACAAGCAAAAGACGUAGAAUCAAGGUUUUUGUUCUUUGCAUUCUUACAAUUAACAGAACCAAGGUUUUCAAAAUGAAAGCAAUAGUAAUGGAGAGCGUGAAAUACCUGGUCCAAGACAUUACAUGGAGUUGGGAGAAGUUACAGAGUUCCUUGGCGAAUCAGCAGAAACAGGAACAGAGGCAUCACCUUAUUUGGAGAUUAAUGAAUAUGCUCCAUUGCAUCCAGCAACUCGAUCCUGGGAAGUUGAAAGAGAAAACGUCACCAUUGAAAAGGUGAUUGGAAAAGGUGCAUUUGGACAGGUUGCUCAAGGAACAGCCUCAGAGCUGCGAGGGAGAGAUGGAACGACAAGAGUGGCCAUUAAGAUGUUAAAAGGUAACUUCUCAGUUACACAGAAUGUUUUCCUUUUCAUGGCAUGUGUCUUUAAAUAAGAUCCGGUUAAACAAGGUGCAUACCUGGGGCACCAAACAACAACAUCAACCUCUAUUUACUUGUCACCUAACUAGGUAAGAUAGUGCUGACCCGCAAAGUAGCAGGAACACUAAUCGAAGCGGGUCAGGCACAGAUAAAAUAUUAAUUUAUAUUAUUUACAUUAUAAUUAGAUACAUAUAAGUUAAAAGAAGGUUGGAAGAAAAAAAAGUAAGAAAAUAUUAUAAUCGUAUUUUAAACGAAAUUAGAUAACAUUUUAAUCUGCUGAUAUUGGUGUAAGGAAAACAUAAGCAAUCCUGGCCAGGGUUUUUAACCUUUCAAACGAAAAAGGAGAAUAACAUCUACUACCAACAAUUUUAUUGGGGCUUAAAAGAUCGAUAAAAGCUGGUGCGUUUAUCAAAAUAUUUCUUACUUAAUAAAUGGGGGUUAAGGAAAUUGUUAAACUGGCCGUGGACGUGGGAACAGUACCCAACCCGUGGUAGGGUAACUCUAAUUGAGUAAAAUAAUAUUUAGGCAGUUAAGCGUCAUGGUUAAUAAAAAAUAGUAACACCAACUGGAGGAAAUGUCCCUGUACCACCAGGAAUGCUUGGUAGUGAGCAAAUGCGCAGAAAAUCCCAGAGUAACAAAUUUUUGACAUGCCGUUUUAGUGGUCGUUUUGUUUUUUAAGGCGCUCUCUACAAAUUACACAUUUUGCGUGAAUGCAUAUACAAUUAGCAAGCGCUGAAUGAACAGCUUGCAUUGGAGGUUUGUUUGGUUCUAUUUUUUUUCAUGUUUCACAUGAAAGAAGCCAGGGAUCAUGUUUUUACUGGAGUGACUAAAGAAAACCCUCGUCCUCUUGCUAAUGACACUAGAUCAGCCCUGUCUGGUUAAAAUGGGAGUUCCGCUUUACAGUUAUCGUUUAAUCAUGUCUUCAACCUGCAGAUAACGCCCGCGAGACUGACAGAGAGGAUUUGAUGUCAGAACUUGAAGUGAUGAAGAAACUUAAACCUCACCCACACGUUAUAAAGCUGAUGGGAUGUGUUACUGAAAGUGGUAACAAUAUUUACAUAAUCAUGUUACGUGAUGGUUUUAAUUUACGUGCCUGUGGUAAAGGGCUACGAUAUAUUUGCUGAUUGCUUUUGCCAUCUAAAGACUUACACUUUAAUGUCAUUGACCCGUCAAAAAGCCCACGUGGCACGAAAUUUAAUUUUAAUUAAUUUUUCCCUCUGUUUUAGUUAAUAUAGCCAGUCUUUAAACCUGGUCAAAAUCCUUCUAAGGCCACUUUUUAGCGUUUGAAAUGUACCCCGACAUCGCCAGCCGAACAAGUGUUACGUCAUACACAAGUGGCGUUAAAUUCGCACAUUCCAGGUAUAAGCACGCACCAUGGCAGGGUUUUGUGGGUCACAUUUGUGUAGUCAGGUGACACCGUUCAGACUUUUGUGAGCCCUUAAACUAGAACUCGUCUCCAUACCAGGGACUGCUCUAGGAGAUAUGUUUAAACAAAGCAGCAAAAAGACACCUGCUCCAAAAUUUAAAAAUUAACUAGAGUCCCAUAAAUAGGUUAACUGCCUUUGAGGGACAUUAAAACCACCAGGACCUGAACACCACAUCUUGUUAUACUGAAUCUGAUAUGACCUUGACUUUGUAUGAUCUUAUAUUAUUAUACGGUCAAUUUUGACAGACCCGAUACUCGUUAUCAUUGAAUAUGUCCCGUAUGGUGAUCUCCUGGGUUAUCUGAGAAAGAGCCGUGGGCUUAACGACACUUACUUUAAAGACCCGGAUGUUAAGCCUCAAACAAGUCUGACGUCACAGCAGCUGAUGAAGUUCUCUUGGCAUGUAGCUGAAGGAAUGAGAUAUUUGUCUUCCAAAAAUGUUAGUUUAACAUUGAAAUUUUCUUAUUUCUUCCGCAGAAACUAUCAUUUUAUUUUUAUGUAUUUGCAUUGCAGCGUGGAUUAUGCUGAACAAAUGAUACUAAUUGCAUAGAGUGUUUUCGAAGGAGAUCCACACCAAAUCACUCUAUAAUUUUGUAUAUACUUUUUAUGGCCCUUUCAACUUGUCACUAAGUACGUUCCUCCUUUUCUAUUGAUGGGCUGGAUUGAAUUUGGAACGGUUUUUUUACUGAAAUUAAUUUAGUCUGUAUCAUAACUAAAAAGGGAUGUUUUUAUGUAUUUAUCAUCUUCAUUUUGUUUUUAUCCGGAUUCGUUCGGACGGGGCCUCACACGAAUCCGGAUAAUUUAGAAACCGCACCCUUUUUUAUACGAAAAGGCAUUCCGUCCACACGAACCCAGUGAAUCCGCACGCAGAAACCACAUGUUCGUAAAUUGCUCUUCAGAGUGGAUUUUUUUUUAUCCGACGCGUUUGGUGAAUUCGUCUGAGGCACCCAACGAGAAUUAAUAGUUCGAACCCAAUUAAACAUAGCACUGUUAAACGUAUUUUAUCCCCUAAAAAUUUUUCAUCUGUUCGAAUUUCCUAGCUGAAAGCUAGUCUAGUGAUCCGAAAAUUAUAGGGAUCAAACAUACCUUUUCGAAAAUUUCAGCCAGAAAAAAGGCUCCCGAAGAUUCUAGGUGACCUUUUAGCGUAAAAAUCCGUUAAAAAUGGGCAAUUAUACCAUUUUUUAGAUGUUCGAAAAUUCUAGGAGAGGCAGGCAAGCAAGAAAUUUUACAAAAAACGUUCCGAAAACUCUAGAUCUCAAAUCGUCUUCCGAACAGAUAUUUGCCGAAAAUUGACGUUAGGUGCCUCUGAAUUCGUGUGGACUACUGAAGCCGAUACUUGAAGUGAACUACGUCAUCACCUCGAGGUUCCAGUUUUAGUGAAAACUUUCAAGUUUAUUAUGGCGGACAACAAUGUUCUGUUUGCAACUUUGCUGGCUCUUAUCGCCAGACUAAUAUUGCAUGUGUUGAAAUCAAUUUUUCUAUUUUCACAACAACAAUUAGCCAUUCCAAAAGAAGACUUAAGUCAUCAAGAUUGUGGAAUUUUUUAGUUCCAGACGAAGGUAGCUAGUAAAGCGUCUUCUCUCUGUACCUCGUCAAAGAAGAUUUUGGGUUCUUCCAGCGCGAAGAAGUACCUGGCGGGAAAAUGUACGGGCGGGCCUGGCGGUUGUGCUCGGUACAGCUUUAAAAACAUUAAAAAAUGCCCCAAAAUCACAUCGCGGGCGCGGUUUGAGAAUGCCUAAACCAAUUGUGGAAUUUAGGCAUCCUACUGAUGAACAGUUUCGACUUUUAGAAAGUUCAAGAAACUAUAGAAUUUGCCGUCUGUCCUCUGUGGAGUGGUAAUUAGCAAAUGUAAAUCAAAACGUGGCCUGAGGCCCCGUCCACAUAAAUCCGGAUACUUUUGAAACCACUUACUUUUUUAUACGAAUCGGCCUUCUGCUCACACGAAACCAGUGAAUCCUCAGACGGAAACCGCAUAUUUUUGAAACCGCUCUCCACAGAGUGAUUUUUUUUUUAUUUGACGGGUUUGGUGAAUUCGUGUGGACGACUGAAACCGAAUAUUUUGAAGUCAACUACGUCAUUAACUCGGGUCCAGUCUAAGGGAACUUUUCAUUUGUCAGAAAUGACCGGCCAGACCAGAAUUUUAGUUUCAAUAGUACAGUACAGUAUCUUUAUUAAAUCUCCACUAAGUGGCUCUUCCGAUUUAAUUUACAAAAUGGAAAAAAAGAAAGAAGAAGGAGAAAAAAGACUAAUUUACAAAUCUAAUUAUUAAUGAAAAAUGGGAAAACUAGGAAUAAAAUUAAAUUAAAAAAUAGCUACGAUAAUAUAUCGUAUAUACUAUAUACAUAUACAUAUUCUCAUUAUUGACUUAAAAGUACUCUAAUUAUGACAUAUAAAAACUGUUGUAGUCAUGCAAUCAGUCACCUGGUUCUCGGUGUGACAUAGCUCCAAUUUUGCACCACGGUUAAAGCUAGUGAGCGUUUUACUAUUUCUUGUGCUUUCCCUUAGAGAGUUCCUAGUGUUGAUAGAUCGAUAGUGAAAGGAACGUUGUGCAGUGGCUGUCCUUCACACAGGAACGUCUAGAUUUUCCCUGAAUCUGGUAUUAUAACUAUGGAUUCCUGUUCUUUUAUUGAUGUAGCUGUUUAAGUAGGAAGGCCAAGUGCAUUCACUAUUUUAUACAACUGUGUGACAUCGCGUACUAACAGUAGAUGUUUAAUAGAGGACCAACCCAGUUCCUGCAGGACUGGUGAGAUAUGGUCGAACUUCCUAGUAUUAGUUGAAACUCGGGCAGCAAAAUUUUGCCCAAGCUGCAGUUUAUGAAUGUUCUGCUCAAAAGUGCCAGACCAUACAGUAGAACAAUAAAAGAGCUUACUAAAAACCAAACAAUUCAAAAUGGUGACGAGUAAGGAUUUGGAAAAUAGAUGCCUAACUUUGCCUAUCUGACACAGAGUAGAGUAGAGAUAAGGGAAGAAGUCAUUGUAUUUACCUGUUCAUUAGAUGUAAGGUUCGAGUUUAGUAUGAUACCCAUAUCUUUGACAAAGGGUACGGGGGCUAGGUUUUGGCCAAGAAAAGGAACUCUGACAUCCAGAAUUUUACUUAUAAUAGCUGUCGUAUUCCAAACAAAAUAAGUUUCAUUUUACUAGGAUUUGAUGAGUAGCUUAUUAGUAAAGCACCAGGCGGCGAUGAGACGAAGAUCUUCGGUAACUUUAGUCAGGCAGGAGUCAAUGUCCUUGGAUGAGAUCGAAAGGUAAACCUUGGUAUCAUCGGCAUAUGACUCGACACUUGAAAAUUUGACAACGGAGGCUAAGUCAUUCAUGUAGAGACUGAACGGGAGCGGCCCCAAAAUGGAUCCCUGAGGUACGCCAUGUGUAACGAUUAGCUCUUAAGGGCGAGAUGUUCCUAGUCGUGUUGACUGCAUACGGUCGGUAAGGUAGCUCUCAAACCACUUCGACGCUUUACUUUACUCACCCAGACCUUGCAACUUAAGAAGGAGUGUCCUGUGACAUAUGCUAUUAAAUGCCUUGCUUAGAUCGAUCAGGACCAUAGCCGUUAUCUCCUUCUUGUCCAUUGCUUUGAAAAUGUAAUGCGACCAGUAACAACCAGACUCAGGGUUUCGGUAGAGUGGUAUUUGCGAUUUCCACUCUGGUGGCAUGUGAGGUUGCCUUGUUGAGCCAGAAAGUAAUUAAAUUGAUUCAAACCAUCCAGCCAGAUCUGUCAAAUCCUACAUGGCGUGUAGGGAGGAGAUGAUUUUUUUUAGCAAAAACUCUUGGAAAAAGCCUAUUUCAUGGUCAAAAUGAUUGGUCAGGCCAUGGUCCGCCGGCCAGUUCUGACUUUUGGAAAGCGCCCUUGAAUGAAAACUUUCAUUUGGCGGACAACAAUCAAUGUUCUGUUGCAACUUUGCUCGCCCUUAACGCCAGUCUUAUUGCAAGAGUUGAAACCAAUUUUGCUAUUUUGACGACGAUAAUUAGACACUUGAAAAGAAGACUUAAAAUGCCCUGCCUAGGCCCCCUUCAUAUGUAUCUGGUGUCAACGGUUCCCAAAAACGCAGCUUUUCAAAAACGCUCUUCAGAGUGGAGAUUUUUGAAAACGCCGGCUUCUCAUUUUCGUGUGGAUGGACCAAAACGGAGGUUUUCGAAUACGAUGAUGUCAUAUAUCAUAUAUACUACUAGCAUUAUGCAUGUUUCGUAAAAGAUGGUAUGCGCUUUCGUUUGGUCGGGCGAAAACGAUUCGAAUACGUAGUGGCGUAUUCGUGUGGAUGGAUAGUCCAAACCGGAUACGCCACACCGAAUUCGUGUUGACGCAAAUAUGAAGUAUGCAGUACAUAAGCUUAUCGGGAUUCGUGUGGACGUGGCCUGAGUGUCUUUUCUUAUUUAAUUGACUUAGUUUAUUAACACGUUGGAAUCAAGAGAGGAUAAAGGGGACAGAGAAGGCAUCCCCCAUACACACCCUAUUCUAUAGGUAAUUCGUCUCCAGUUAUUUUUAACACCACAGAUCUCAAGGGGGAUUAGACAAGAGCCAAUCACAUAGCGCGACUGCGUUCCGCGUGGAUGACCCAUGCUCAGAGCCACGCGUCCUUCACGAAAUGACGCAGAACAAAAUGGCGGAAGACGGGGAGAGCGAUAUUGCCAUUCGUUUUGUCGACGAAAACGACAAAAGCGAGAUUUCUGCUAAAGCUGUAUCAGCGAAACGGAAAUUAAAAAAGAAUCGCCCUUCCUCUCUUGAAUAGAGCUAACAGUACAGCAGCGAAAUCCUUAACAAACUGAAUAUUCUCUCAGGAUCAUUUAUAUUUUACAGUUUGAAGAGAGACAUUUCUGGUUUGAUAUUUAUUCUUUUAUUAGUCUUUUAUUAUUCAACAAAAAUAACACUCGGCGUCCUACUUGCUUUAUUAUACAAACGACCGGUUGCAAUAGACCGCCGAAGUUUCUCAUUUUAUUAAAGCACUGAGGUUACGACAACUUCGAGUCAAACUGAUUUCACGGGUUGUCAAAGAGUCCAGCGAUUCCCUUUUCCCAGGUGAGCGCCGACUCAUUUCGCUUCAAUAUUCAGGAAUGCUCUUGAUCUUUAACGCUUUCAUUGCCUUUCGCCCGACAUGUUUUGUACGGCGUUUAGUCACGCGAAACCUCCACGAAACAUCCACGCAGCGAGCAAGGUAACUUUAUCCCGAUUCUAAAAAUAACUCGAGACGAAUUACCUAUGGAAUAGGGGGUGUAUGGGGGAUGCCUUCUCUGUCCCCUUUAUCCUCUCUUGGUUGGCAUGUUGGAAAAACAUGUAUACGUAGUGCAUGUCGAGAAUUGGGAACUACAAGAUAAUACAAUUGUUUGCUGUAGUGGUUAAUAUAGUUUAUUGUUUGUUCCAGAUAAUUCAUCGAGACCUUGCUGCUCGCAAUGUUUUGGUUGGGGAGCAAGAAGUAUGUAAGGUUACCGACUUCGGAAUGGCCAGAGACGUAAAUCAGGAAAAUAUUUACCAGAAGAAGAGUAAGGUUUGUGGAAUAUCUUGUCAAAAAGAAAUUCUCCUUGGACUUAUGCCUUGUUUAAUUGUUUAUUGUUCCGAUAACUUCAGAGAGGAUCUGGUUCCUUCACUCGAGUUCAGUAAUCCAAUCAACGACAAUAACAAAUACCUUUCAAAUGCUUUAUGCUUUCAAAUGCUUUAGAAAACAACCACCGCGGUUUUCCUGUUGACUGAGCUCCGAAUUGCUAACUUGUAAAAGCUUACUCCCCUUCCAAGCAAAUGAAUAUGUCGACAUGCCAUUUAAAUCUGAAAUGGUGAAUUGGUUUGUUUUUCUUCUUAUUAUGUAUUUAUCGGCUCAGUCAGAAAGAAACGGCAGCGCAGGUUUUCUAACAGCCUUCGAGUUCUGCAUAGUUGUUCAGAUCAUACGAAAUUAAGCCAAAUUCAAUAAUUGUUUUAUUAUUCAUUCAAAAUAUUUCUAAGUUUCUAAGCUUACCUCCAUGCGACUUUAGUAAGUAAGUAUAAGCAAGUAAACACUUUAUUUAGAGAGGGUAACACUAACUAGCUAGAAGCUAUUGAACAUGUGGCCCUCAAAAACUUAGAAAAGAAAAAGAUACAAAAAAUGCAAAUAUCUAAAAACUAUUUCUAUCUAAUCUAAAAAUACUAUAAUCUAAAAAUAUCAAAAAAUUCUAUGAAAAUUAUACAUGUAAUCAAAUAUUAAAAGCAAGCUAAAUUUUAAAAUGAUUAAACUAAGCUUUUCGUUAAAAAUUAAAUUAAAUAACGUCUUCUUAAAAGCAGGAAGAGAAUUCUUACGUCGUAAUUCUAAAGAUAAAUUAUUCCAUAGUUUCCAAGCUCUAACUAAGAAAGACUUUCCACCCUCUGCCUCGCGUAUAUACUUAGGGCAAACUAAGUUCAAUUUAGCAUACCUAGUAUUUCUAGUAUGACCUUGAUUAUUAACAGUAAAAUCUUCGUUUAAAUAAAUGGGUAAGGUACCCUGAAUAAGUUUGAAAACUAGAGAGCAACUACUUAUCUUAUUUUCUUAAUAAAAAGGAAUCCAUUUUAACCUAUUCAAAUAAGAGCACAGAUGGCGAAUCACCAUCGGCAGAUAGAAUAACCCUAGCCGUCCUUUUUCGCAGCCUAAAAACUCUGUUUAAAGUUUCGUUAUCACAACUUGACCAGAUAACACUAGCGUAAGUUAUUGUAGGAUGAAUUAUCGAAUUGUAAUGUAACAAUCUUUGGUUAAGAUACGUGGCCCGUAAGGGACAUUGCCAAUUUUUUUUGGCUUAAUAAAUAUAAUAAUAAUAAUUAUAAUAAUUAUAAUAUCUAAAAUUAAAAUAUAUAAAAAUAAUAUAUAAUAUAGUAAUAUAUAAAAUUAAGUAAAAUAAUAAUAAUGAUAUAUAAUUUUAAAUCAUCGCGCGACAAGUUUGAGUUAUCGCGCGAUAAUUAGUCACUUUAUUGCGCGAUAAAUUGCAACAUAUCACAUGAUAAAGAGAAGCUGGAACGAAGCACGUGGAGAGAUACAGUAAUGGUAACACAAAAUGUUAUGCCGUAAUAGGAACGUCAAAUACAAAACUUUAAUCCUGGCAAUUUUGAAGAACAAAACUUUAAUUCUGGAUUAACGCUAGUCGGCCUUUCAGGAACCGGGCCCUGGUGGACAUAUUAUUUGUUCAUUUCUUUGGAUGAGUUUGGACUCGGUCCUCCUUAUCAUGUAGAUAUUUUAAGAUUUUCUAAAUUACUCUUUGCCUAGUAUGCAGAGCAAAAUUACGAUUAUAAAUCAUGAAGUUCAUUCGUAUCAAUCUUGCGAAAUGCCUCUCAGAUUGUGCAAUGAAAUACUUGGGAGAAUAAAUGAUCUCCUCUUGUCCCACAGUGAAAACAAUCCCGGGGGAGAGGAAGGGCGGUACUCCCUCAUAUAACACAUAUAAGUAUGUGCCGCCCCAAAGGGUAUGGUUUUGGUGCGGUUUUGGUCUGAAAACAGGUAUGGUUCAGUGACCAGAAAACCGCUCAACUAGUUUCAUAACGCGUUUCCGGCACAAUCUCUAGGGGGCGAAUGGGCUGCUUAUUCAACUUACUAAUAACUGUGUGCUGUAAAUUUCUUCUCAACGGUCGUAUGACACACGGCUCUUUUCAGAGCCACAGCAUAAGCUUACUUAAAAAGUCUUGACUACUCUUUUUUUAUACUACGGUUUGUCUCUCAGGACUAGUGAUAUUACUGUAAGUAAAAACUUGCAAGAGGUACGUGAUAGGCCGCACAUCUUCACCGGCGUGAAACCUUUGAAAACCUUUUACAUAUUGCUCCAGUGAGGCUUUCAGGGAUCUUACAUUUUAAAAAUUGAACGUUGAUAUAGCUUCUAUAUAGCGGACCAAGAUACGGUUCGGUACAGUUUAUGUUCAGCAGGGGAAAAUUUUGUAAGUUGAGCAGAACGUUUAAAAUGUACAACAGACAAUUUAUUCAGUUCGCGCGUAUUUCUGUUGAACUUGUAGCCCGUUUAUGAGAUAUGUCUAUUCAAAAAUAUACUAUUUUUUUCCAAAGCUGCUGUAAUCUUAGGGUAUCUGCUUUUAAUAUCUCCGUACAGCUUAGGUUUAUGCGAUCUCAGAGAACCAUGUUAGGCUGUACACAGCAAGUAGUCUUUAUUAUAUCCAGAUCUGACACUGGUUUUGGGUAGUUAUCACGUCUUUAGUAGUAGCUGGCUUAAAAGUUAGACUAUAACCCCUUCUUAGCAUGAUAAAGAAAGGGUCAACAUCAAGAUAAUGCAUGCAUACAUGCAUGUAACGUUCCCGCUUCUCUUUAUCAUGUGAUAUGUUACAAUUUAUCGCGCGAUAAAGUGACUAAUUAUCGCGCGAUAAUUCAAACUUAUUGCGCGAUGAACUGACUAAUUAUCGCGCGAUAAUUUAAACUUAUCGCGCGAUAAGUUGAAAUUAUCGCGCGAUAAUUUAAGCAAAAAUAUAUAUAUAUAUUGUAAUGUCCCUUACGGGCCACCGUAUUAAGAGGUAGAUAAACUCUGAUUUUUCUGAGAAGCGCUCUACGUUGAGAAAGUUUCUUACAAGUUUUAUCAACAUGUUGACUGAAAGAUGACUGUCAAUGUCCAAACCCAAUAAAGUAGCGCUAGAAACAUUGCUCACUAAUUCAUGGUAAUUAAACUUCAUUAAAUAUACCAUCGAACAAACUCGUUUAUCGCUGAGCAUCUUCCAAAUGUGGUCAGCGCCGGUUGGUUAUCGGGAAUUUGCACGGGGAUUGCAGCCAAUGGGAAGCGGCGAAAUAUAUUGAAUUAGUAACAAAAAAACAUUGAAUGUUGUGUUGACACAGGGGCGAAUUCCAGUGAAAUGGACAGCUUAUGAAGCACUUCUGUAUGGACUGUAUACUACAAAGAGUGAUGUGUGAGUUGAAACCAAAAGAAUUCAUUUUUCAUUUUCAACUUUGUAAGCGUGCAGUGGUUGGGCAACGCAUUUCUUCCGUCAACCAUAUCUUUUGAAUUCUCUAAGUUGCAUUGCUGUGUAUGUUAUGCUAUAUGUGAUUCGUAGCUGUAUAUCUAGCUAAACGUCGUUGUAACUUUCCAUUGAAUGAUGCAGUUGUAUUUGUCUCUAACAUCUUUUUUGCUUUAAUGUAGAUGGAGUUUUGGAGUUGUGCUUUAUGAGAUAUUCACCGUAGGUAAGAUACGAUUAGAAACUACUCUUAACAGCCAUGUGCUCCCACCCUACGCAACUCACUUUCCCCCCUCCCAUUGUAAUUUUGUCCCAACGAUUUCGAAUACCAAAUAAAAGUAUGAAUCUCUUAUCAGAAAUUCAAAGGGAAGAAGACAGUGCUCUCACAAGACCCUUUACUUUCUCAGAACUAGAGUCAUUGCUUCAAAACUACGAAAAAGUACAGAAGAAACUAAGAGCCUGAUACCUUGAAUAACUUAUACUUCUUCUGCAUUACCUGUGUUAUCUUUUUUGGCAAUUUUAAUUGUUGUUUUUCCUUGAGGUAUAAUGAAAACCAGUUUUACGCGAACUCAGAACACAAUUACUACCUUUUAUAAUUUUAAAGUAUAUUUUUAAGGUGGAUCACCUUAUCCAAGAACUGAAGGAAGGAAAAUGUAUUCGCUCCUCAGUCAGGGCUACAGAAUGCCAAAGCCGAGCCACGUAGAUGACACUCUGUAAGUAAAAACGAAACAAAACAAAACAAGCCGAGACAAAAUUAAAACAAUCAGUGACUCCAAUAUCAUAGGAAGUCUAGUUUCCCAUAGGCUACAGAGAUAAUUAUUAGCAGAAGAUUGAAUGUACAGUGUAAGUGGAUUGUAGCUGCCUUGUUUUCAGCUAUAUUUAAUUUUGAGGCUUAAACAUUAGCCUUGCACUUCUGACAGGAAACCACCGUGUACCACAAUUUAACCUUUAAUCUUAAGUGAAAUGAAAUUACCAAAUGAAUACCAUUACCAUUCUAGCAAUAGGCGGCUCUAAGAUAUCUCAUAUAACGUGUUGCCAGUUCUCUCCAGUUUUGGCUACAAGAUCAGUAGCGCGGAAAAAAAAUUAGGACCAAGCAUGGCUAAAAAGCUUUCAUUAUAGCUGCUAGUGGAUUUCUUUGAGUCGUUUAGUUUAUGGACUGCGCUAAUGCUUUAAUAUUUAUCUUCAGGUACCAGAUUAUGCUUAGUUGCUGGCAAGAGGAUCCCGAUAAUCGUCCAACCUUUGAAAUACUGGGACGCAAAUUAAAGGAAAUGGAAAAUCAACACAAGGUAUAAGCAACACUAUAGCAAAAAAAAAAAGGCACAGUUCAGGCAAAAGAGAAAUUUGGACCUUCUACCUUAGGACCUUGUAUUAUGUUUUAGUCAAAUGCUUUGGUCCAUAAUCACCAUUUUUUGGAGGGUCUGCAACAUUCUGUUUGCUUUUGAUGGUAAUUUCGAGAUAUGUACGCAUGUUUUAAAAUAUAUGUACCUUUCAUAUCACGAUGAUGUUACACCCAAGGGUAGGAUAAAUACUAGUUAUGCAAUGCCUUCCAAGGCAUUAUAUCGUGAAAUGUCCCACGAGUGACUUGAUGUUUCUUAGGCCUAGGCCAAACGUCGAACUUUUCAUGAGACGAACCUAACUCCAAUUUGGGUCAACCUAAACUAAGUUAAGAUCGUAUGUUGAGUCACCCGUCGAACUAAGGACGGGUCGAACCAAUCAACUGAAUCAGACUAAAAUCAGACUGAAUCAGGCAAAUUUAGCCAUUUAGUGAUAAGUUUUCUCCCGGAAGAGGCUAAAUAUACAUUAUCAUACAAAUUUUCAGUUUAGUUCCUGUCAUAAGAAAAUCGAAGUUUGUCUCAAAUGUAGUCUGUCUAUAACAAUGUCCAAAUGAUCGAUAGCUUGUCAAUGAAUAAAGUUCGUCUUCCUCUGUCUACUUUACCUGCAUCCUGAAGAAAAUAGCAAGACCGCUGUCGAAUGUUCCUGACGCGAUUUCAGAUAGGCGUUUUGUUUCGAAGUGCAGUUGUGUAUCCACAUCAGUCUUCGCAAGUUUAUGGUAAACUGUUUUUUUUUUUUUGUUAAUCUCGGUUGGAAAAUUCCCAAACUUGUUUGUCCGUUACAUUGUCUGUUUGAUUUCUUUUUGUAUUACCAUUUAUCUUUGACUUCUAAAAAGUCCGGAUGGUAAUUAAAACUCGUAUAGCGGAGCUCUCCAGUGGAGCACCAUGGGUAAGAAAAUUUGGUUAUUCAUGCAUGCGAGAAAUUUUGGUUGUCACGUGACCGUACGCCCUUCCUCCCGUCCACCCGUUCUUCCGUCCGCACACAGGGUAACCAAUGUGAAAUGACCUGUUUUCCCGUGUCGAGGCUGCAACCUGAGUUUAACAUGAUGAUAAACGUCGAUGUUAUGGUAAUCUUGGCCACCCGAACUUUUAGAAAGAGAAAAACAACAACAACAACAACAAAGCCGUCUUAACUGAGAAAGGGCUAGAGCGAAAGAUAAACAAAAAAACAAAAACAAAAAAAAGUCAAAUUUGAAAAUGGAAAUGAUAAAUUUUAGCGGCCAGUAUGGUGAAGAUGAGCGGCAGUGAAAAAGAAAGCGAGCAGGAACACAAGAAACAAAAUUUUUUGUUAGAACAUGAGACGUUGCCUCCAAGAAACGAGUAACUAGAAAGUUUCACGCUGUAGUCGUGCAAGACAACGACAAAGAAAUGCAAAAAAGAAGUGUGCUGCACGUGCAAAGUUGUUGUUGCUUAUGAGACGUGUUGUUUUUUUUUGUUUGCGUGUUUGUUUUGCCGUUCUCGUUGCCUCCGUCGUUUAGCAUUACACGAUUGUAUUUUUUCGUGAGUAAAGUGACGAGAGCUUCUCUGUUAGCCCUGGCUAAAUCUGUAUGUUAGUGUUGUUUGCAACCUUGCUUGUCAAAGAUUGGUUAGAAUGAAAAGCUUUGGCUCUCGCUAUCUGGAUAUCCGCUCUGCUUUCGGGGAAAAUGUGGAGGCCGCAAGCAUCGCCUGGAUUUUUUUCUUGAAAUAAGACCCGUUUCAUAUCGCAGAAUAUGGAUUUCUAGUUUUCUGAUUGGCUGUAUUGUGAAUGGCGUGGGAUAAAACUCCCGGUCAUCGAAUACUCAAUUACAGUUGCAAUUAAUGCUUGGCUCAGUGUCUGAGUAAGUAACGAGCAUUUUAAACUCUUUUUUUCUCGCAGAGGCUUAUCAACAUGAAAGACUACGACAAGAAGCUGUACGAAAAUGUGGAGGAUUUAAUAAUUUAGAAGGCAGUGGCCAGCAUUCACAAAGUAGUUUUUUUUCUUUUGAAACUCCGGUGAAUAGAGCUCUGUGACUGAAAAUAAAAAUGACGAAGUCAUUUUGCCUAAAAAAAUUAAUUGUUUAUACUAUUGCACUCACUAACGCCUUUUUGAAUUCUUUAAGACUAGAUCUUAACAAUCUUUUAAAAUGAUGAAAAGGGCAAUGAUAAUAA